AUGGCAGAGCGCAGGAGAAACCGGGACAAGGCAGAGACAGAGACAGAGGACGACCUGCCCGUCUAUCUGGCUCGUCCCGGCACGGCAGACCAGGUUCCCCGGCAGAAAUACGGCGGCUUGUUCUGCAGCGUGGAGGACGCCUUUGAGAGUAAAACCAUAGACUUUGAUGCUCUGAGCGUCGGCCAGAGGGGCUCCCGCACCCCGAGGACCGCCAAACGGGAGACCGGUCGGGAGGUGAGGAGCCCGGGGAGCGAGAACUACAAGAGACCCCCUGGAGUGGAGAGCUCCACCACAGCGAGCACGAGGGGAGGCUCACCUGAGAGAGGGAGCAGAGGAGGGAAAGAAGAGCUGCAGAACCUGGGAGAUGAGGAGGUAAGGAGACUAAGUUUUGCAUGACAUAAGGGAUGAUGAUGAUGAUGCAGCAAAUGAAGUGACAGGAAUGAGGAGGGGUCUGCUGGGUGACCUAACUUUUCAGAGUAGACUGAUGUUCAUGCCUCAAAGCUGUUCACACUCCAGCUGUCAUGCUGUAGGUUUGCUUGUAGGGCUGGGCGAUAUGGGGAAAGUUUAUCAGGAUAUAUAUUUUUUCCUAUCAGUCAAUAUCGAUAAAUAUGAUAUAAAAAAAGAAAUGUAACAGUGCUUAUUGGUAGCAUGUCUUUUGUAAUACAAUAAGUUACUGCAUCUGUGAGGUAUUUCUGUCUCUGACGUUUUGUUGUAAGGCGUUGUGCUAGAGAAAGUGGACUGAAUGGUCGGCUGUUUCGGCUGCACAAGCGCCAUGGACUCCUUGCUUCAUUCGGGGUUUGUAACCUUUUGCUUUGCGCAUGCUCUGCGGCGUGGCACUGCUUCAGGUGGUGAAAAAGAUUUGAGAUAUUCCCCGACUUUGCGAGAACAUGUGAUCGACAUAAUUUGCAGUACACAUUACCCCUCUUCCUGUCCAACCAUAAAUAACCAAAAUACCUCUACACCACCGACUUUUUUGUGCUGGUGUUGUCGACAAUGUCAUCAUCAGUGCUGUCGGCUUCACCUGUUAAAGUGCUAUGGUUGCGUGUUGCUGCUGCCUGCUACUACGCAGUUGUUUACUACUUGGUUCUAAUUCAGCACAUGAUUGGUUAAGCGAGAAGCGGACUUGGGACUUGGAGCAACUCCCCUUUUCAUUGGCUAUUCGUAUAGUCUACCAAAACACGGCGAAAUGCCAACUAUUGAAAAGCAUAUUGAUUAUGUUUUAUAUUGAUAUAACAGGAAAUCGUUAUUGUUUUAUCGCCCAGCCCUAGUUGCACGUACACAUUAUCUCAAUGAGAGGCUUAUUUUAGACACACCAUACAUUAUAGGUUUGAUAUACAAUGCUGCCACAACACUUUAAGGCACAUUUUUAAUACAUUUGUGGUUUUCCAGUCUAUAUAUAUAAAAAAAGCCAGUUACUGUUGCCAAAAGCUAAAAGUUUAAGAUAUCAGGUAAAGAAGGUAAUCUAAUGAAAAAUGCUGCAAGAUUCAAAACACUUGAUUUAUUGUGAAAAUAGUCACUGAACAACUCAAAGAUUGAGGACUAAACAGGUGAUCAACUAGUCGCUGUAGCUCAACAUGCAUUGUAGAGAAGAUAUAUUUCCUCAACAGGUAUUCAGUGUACAUGUCACAGAGUGAAAAUUAGAUUUUUCUGCAAACAAAAUUGGCCUUUAGGGUAGAUAAGGGGGAAAUUUUACUUUGUCUGCCAAAAUGAUGAGGAAAUGAGACAGACAUACGACUCACAGCCAACAUUCAUCAGCAUUUGUUUGGAUAAAAACACUCCUCAAGCUCUGAGGAAAAUUUAGCUAAUGUAUCACGCGAUUCGACUAUCAGCGACAAAGCACGCACAAAGACUGGAAAGCCUCGAGGCUGAACAAAUGAAAUUUUCUGUCAUCUGUACAGGAGAGGUCUCAGCCACUCCAGACAUUACCUCUGUCCCAGAGAAACCACACAGCUGGCCAACACUGACUACAGAGACAAAAGAGUGUUGUCUGCACAUUUAGGAACCAAAUGAUUAUCUAAUUCAGUGUGAAAUGACCGUAAAUCUCACGACUAAUAUUCAAUAAUUAGGUGGGUAUAUUGUUAGAAUUGACACUCCGGUGUCGGGUGCCCUAGAGGCAAAUGUGCAGUAUUGUAUCGACAACUAUAAUGGCUUUAACCAAUAAACAAUUAAGACUUGGAUGAAGCAGCAGUAAAAGGUACUCAGGUUUUUUUGUGAUAGACUUUACUUCAAAUGAUUGGACAAUAAUUCUGACACAUAUACUCUCAAAACGAAGCUUAAGGCACCCAGACGAGUUAAAACUUGUUAAUAUUUUGGCUGAGAUCUGUAGAAGUUGCAGACGUUUUCAGGGUUAAUUUUCCGUUCAAUGUUUUCAUAGAUGCUUUUGGCAUUUGGAACUGUUGCAAUAGAGAGCUUAUUGAGUUACUAUAAGAGCUGAUUACUCAAAUGAUUGUGGAUUUUUAGCAGGACCUGCGUGAGUCACAAUAAUUAUAUUAAAGAGUAUGGGAGUUUGUUUUUUUUCUAGUAAUAAAACAGACGGAUAUCAAUCCUGAUGCCUCUUUGUGACCUACAAACACAAAUAAAACUACAAGGGGAAAUAUUGAUUAUUCCCAUAAAGUGAUUUUUAUGUCCAUCAUCUCGCUCUGGGAAAGCUGUCUGGCAAAAUCAUUAACGGCACACUGCCUUUUAAAGAAAUUUCUGCACCAAAGACAAACUGAAGGUCAGAGUAUGUAGAGUAUUUAGGUUAAAAGUUAAUAGCCUUUCCCACAGUCCUGAAACUUGAAGACAAUUUCAGGAUAUGCUGGAUAAAACAUCACCCAUCAUGAAAAUGUCAAGACCCCACCCACGUGGCCCUAUAAAUGCUCAAGCCUUUGACCUUCUGUGUUCAUACAUCGGCUCAUUCUGACGUCAUGCAGACAUUUUCCUGUGGUUUAGGAAACAGUGCUAAAAAAAUCAGAUGUACGAAUAUGGCCGUUUUCAUUAUCAUGGGUAGAGUGCAUGUGCGAAAGGUGCUUCAUAAGGCAGACAGAUUGACUUAAGAAUUACUGUGAUUUUUUUUUUUCUACAUUAGGAAGCUGUGACAGUGAGCUAGCAUUCAUACCUGACUAUCAUGGCUCUUGAUCAGCACAAGAUAUUUCCUCCAGCUGAUAAAUGAGACUUGCAGGAAGUUUGUACUUCUCUCUGUCAGAUUCUGGCUCUCUGGGCACCAAAAACGAUGAUUCAUGUCACUUUCUCUCUUUGUCUCUGGUACACACCCAUUCACCCAGACACUCUCUCAAACUUGGCUCAGAGAGGAGAGACUGUUUUAUACAAAGUGUGGAUGAAUACACAUUAGUCAUUGCUGAGCUGGUCACAGAUUAGCUCACAAAAGCACGACUAGAAGACAUUAGUUUUUACGAGAGGCAGGAAAAAUCUGACAUCACACAACAUGUUAUAGAUUACAGUAAAUCUGAAUCCAAUAAGAAGUGAAUUGUUUGCUUAAAUAUCCAGAUGUAUUAUCAGCCUGAAACACUGCUCUGUAAUCAGCAGAAGCAGAUUGUGUUUGCUGUAUUUAAAACGAGUGGAAAGUAAACACCGAACUUUCUCCCUGUGCGUUUUUCUUUAUGUUUUAUCAGAGUGGUGACAUGAGGUUUUGUUAGUGUGGCUGCAAUAAUAAGUGACAUAAAGAAACACAAAUGACACAAGUUCCACUCAUUGUUUCCACUUCUUAAAUACUGCCUGAUUCAUGUCUAGUUUUUGCACAAAACAACACAAUCGUCUGUUUCUGCUGCGGCAGCAAAAGUCUUUAGAUUCACUCUAAAUCUCUGGAGACUCAGCGAAAAUCUAAACAGUGACAGAGCUGCUGGAAAACUUAAAGGGAGGUGAUUGAAUUCACAAAUCUUUAUUGAUUUGGGAACAGUCAUACAUUUUCAGACCCUUUGUUGAGAGAAACCAGCAGGAACACAUUAGAGAUAGACUGACUUAUCGUUUGGCUGAUAAGUCUUUAAUCUAACGAGCAUCACACUGACGGCAUCGGCCCUCACAAGGCCAGUAUCAGCGUAAUGUUUCCAGAUGAGGGUUUCCAGUCUUAAUGCAGCUAAUCUGCGUUAUCAUAAACUCUAGUUAUGAGAGUAAAGAGUUCAAGUACUGUUGAUCUGGAUGUGAGUCAGCUAAUUUGAUUGGUUGAGAGCUAAAAUAAGCCUCACAGUUCUGGGCUCAGUCAAUACCUGUGACCUAAAGUUGGAUUCACAGCAAAUGGUCAAGACAGCCUCCUUCCUCUCUUAGUUCCUCUGCUGUUGGCACACAGGCUACAUUACUGCUUUUGGGUUUUAUUUUUCCCGUGUCCAUUCAUUUUGAGAUAGUGUUUCAAGUCGAGCUGUCUUUGAAAGUCUGACUUCCUGACAAUGUAUAAUAGAGCUGGCCGAUAAACCGAAAAUUUACCAAUAUUGAAAUUUAUGACAAUAACCAACGUCAUUUUGCCCAUGUCAAUAUAUUCGGUGUCAAAUAAGUGAAUAAAUAAAAGUCGGUUUUAGAUGUGUGUAGCUAGGCUAUGGUCUUAUGUCCCUUUAAGAGAGAUGACUCCACCCCAUCUAGUCCGUAACAAAGAGGGAAAGACAGGUGAGGAGAUGAAGGACGGUUCAGAAGUUGUAGCGGCUAGAUGAAGUUAAUGAGGGAGGGGGUGAGCAGCUUGUUGAGUCGUUUUCGUCCUUUUAUCAUUAUUGAGGUGAACUGCUCAAUAUAUCUUGAUAUUGAUUUGAGGCCAUAUCGCCCAGCCCUAAUGUAUAACACUUUUUCCUCUAGUAGUGUAUGCUUACCUUUUAAGUUCCUUAUAGUUUGCACAAAGCCAGGACAUAUUCAACUGCCUCAUCUGUACUUUAGAUAUGUCUGAGUUAUACCACUCUGCUACGAGAAGGUAAAACUGAAAAUUAAAACUACAGAGGUUUUAAAAAUCAGACAGUCAGUCUCUUUAUUUAUGCAUGAAGAUGUACAAAAACUUCAGGACACUAUUUGAGUGAGAGUCAGUUUUAUUUAAAAGAUGAAACCAAAGUACCAUAAAACUACUUUGUUCCUCCCCCCAUCCUAGAGUCCAACUUGGUAGAGUCCACACUACCAAAACCAAGAGUGCGUUCAGCUUCGACAAAACGUAAAAUAAAAAUUAGAAUAAAUUUAUCUAAAUAGAAAUUUAACUCCCUAUUUUUGAGCUUUUUACACAUGUGCAUUUUCUGCCUUUUUAAUACACCUUUAUUGAAAAACUAACUUCACAGCUUAGGUUGCAGUUUAACGCAGUUUAGAGGAAUACACAAACUUGAAACGAGAGAUGGUGCAUUCUGGUUUUAGACUUCCUGACAGCACCAUCCUCAACUUAAUAUAAUACAACAUAAAAACUGUUAAGCCAUCAAACCUUAAAACCAAUUCCAGUGAUAAACAAAUACAUAUCCUCACAUUUUAAGAAUAUAUUUCAGUAAACUGUGAACUCCUCCUUUCUUCUUGAGUCUUCAGGGAGUGAAGCUUCUUCACAGCAUCUUUCUUUAAACAGCUUUAAUGAAUACCGACUCUGAGCGUUGAGAUGAUUACUCCUCUGAUCUUUGACUGUGUGCACCCCCGGUGUACCCUUCCUAAGUUUGGCAGGAAGCCAGUUCCCCUCCUGCUGGUCUAAUUCUGAACUGCAAUAUUGCACCUCCUGAGGGACCAGAUGAUUCAGCAGAAACACACAGACUGAGGACGGUGCUGCUGUGUGAUUUUUUUUUUAAUGCUUUGUCUGGAAACUGUUUGAGUAGAUCAGACUGACAAUUCGCUUACGAGUGACAUCUUAGAAUAAACGCUUUAAUACAAACUGAUAGGAAGAGCUGCCGGUUUUUCAUGUCUGACUUUAUCUUCCUUUUCUUUGUCGUUGUUUUCCCUUUGGGUGAAACACUGUCACAUUGAUCCAGUUUGUAACUGAUAUUUCAAAGCUGAAUUUGCCAUUUUCUGUUUAUUAAUAUUUAAUACUUUCAAUUGGCUUGUUGGAACAAUAAGAAUCAUGACUAUAGAUUUUAUUGGUUUCCUUCUGUCUGGAGAGCUUAUUAGUGCAAUCAGCUGUAAUGGAGCAGAGAAAGGGGAGUGGUCAGCCAGAUGUCCAUGAGUGCUGUUUUGGGGAACUCCCCCUCCCUCCUCCCUCUCCCUCUCAUCCUCCUCUUUGUUAUCCUGCAGGGUGGAGGUUAGACUGGGUGGAGCACUGCCUCCCCCCCUAACAGAAGAUAUACAUCCCCUUAUAUACACAUGUACGCUUAUACCUAUCUAUGCACAUGCAUCCAGGUAUAGACGCGUAUAAGUGCUGUAAUAAAAAUAGUUGAUUUGUAAAUAAGCGGCUUGAGAGGAGCUUUGUCAUGGCUGAUGAAACAGCCUGAGUGACGUCAUAUUGAUGUCGUUAGCGUAACUCAGUUUGGGCGCUGACAUAUUAUGGAGGUUAACACAAAGACUGAUACUGAUACUGAAACUGAAACUGGUGAAUUAUGUGCAUGAGGAUAUCCGAGAUUCUACGCCAUCCUUUUCCCUCUUGCAAGUCUUGCAACUUUUCCAGAUACAUGAUUAGACUUUGGGAAUGACUUUAUCAUUUCUUACACAUUUUUCCUGUUAGCAAACACAUUUUUACAGGCAUGUAUGGUUCUUUCUUACCGAAAACUGCAGUAAUGUGCCGUUAUUCGCAACCAAUUCCACAGUGUAUACCUAAAAAUGUGGAAAAUGGGAUCUGAGUAGGUAGGGCUAGGAGAUAAGGCCUCAAAUCAGUAUCAUGGUAUAUUGAGCAGUUCACCUUGAUAACGAUAAAUGGACGAUAACUACUCAACAAGCGGCUCACCCUCUCCCACAUUAACUUUGUCUACUUCAGCCUCUACAACUUUUGAACCGUCCUCCAUCUCCACACCUGUCUUUCCCUCUAUGUUACGGACUGGAUUGGUGGAGUCAUGUCUCUGACGUAGGACAGCGUCUUAAAGGGACAUGAGACCAUAGCCUACCUACACACAUCCAAAACCAACUUUUAUUAAUGGGCAAAAUGACGUCGGUUAUUGUCGUAAAUUUCGGUAUCAGUAAAUUUUCAGUUUAUCACUCAGCCCUAAUUUCAGGCCUCGUUGAUAACUGAUAUAGGAGCUGCUUUUACCCUCAUUUUAAAGCAGCUUCUCUUAUCAUUUUGUUGCACUUCAUCGUGGUAGACAUACCUCAAAGUACUGGAACAGGGUGUCUGUUGGUGUCUAGUGGUUAGGGGACUUUGAAAAUAGAAGUGCUUAGUCUAUUAUUAGCAGUUACAUAGUCACCGGUCUAUCUCUAAUGUGUACCUGCCAGUAAAUUUAUCUCAACUUCAAGAUUAAAUGUGUAUCCUCCAGCCUGCAGACAUGUUGUCAACCCUUAGAAAGUGGUAAAUUAAAUCUCAUGCAUGGCUUUUUUGAGGAGUAAAAUAUAGUUUGUGGAUCUCUAAAAAACAGAUGCACAAACUAUAUUUUCCCUUUGCUGAUUUGUUUCUGCUUCCUUUGGUUCGAAGUGAUCACACUUUAGCCGGGAUUGUAAACGUGACCGUCUUCUCCUUUGGGGCCACCGAGGUGCUUAGUGUGCUGGUGCAGCUUUAAAGACCUGACUGAGUGUUUUCUGCAUCCCUGAUCUGUCUGAGUCCUGUCUGUCUCUCACUGUCAGCUGCUUGAUGUGGACUGCAGAGGUAGCAGGCCUGAAAACUUCAGCUGUGUUGUUAUUAAUGCAUUCUCACAGGCUGGCCGAAGAACGCUGAGGUAAUGCUUAACAGCGACUCACUGCCAUGAAAGGACAUGUCAGCAUGCAGGCGCAGUGAGGCUGGAGGCAGGAGAAGUCAAUCAAUUGACACUGAUUUCUUUAAGAAAAUCUAUUUAUUGACAAAUUAAGUCCCUUUAUACACAACAUUUACGAUUAUAGAGAAACUGUGGAUGAGUAAGUAAACUUAAACGUGGGCUGAUAGAAAUAUUUCCAGUAUGAGGAAAAUAUUAAAUUUCAUAUUAAUGUUGCUUUUCAAAUAAGUAGGGCUGCCUCUUUGAGUUAAAAUAAAGGACAUCUCCAAAAGAUGAAUGUUACUCAAAAUCUUUCAAAAUGUAGAUCUGUAUCUUGAUAAAAAACAAUAAUGAAAACAGACUUGACUGCCCACUCACACACAAACACACACACAAUUACACACUUGUGCAGUGCACACAAACACAUAGAUGGACACACCCUGAGUCACAUGCACUCUCAUUAUGUUUGCAUUAGUCCGGAGGAGCAGAGUGGUGGAGGAAAUGACUGGUGAUCCACUUUGGGUUCAAACAAUAGAGACACAUGGUUAGGUGGGGGCAUGCUGAGGGUCUGUGAGUGUGUGUGUGUGUGUGUGUGUGUGUGUGUGUGUGUGUGUGUGUGUGUGUGUGUGGGAGUAGACACGUGGGGUGUGUUGCCUGGUGGGCCAGCUCUGUGACAGCUGCCACACCAUUUCACCCCUCCUCUGUUCAGACAAAAACAAAACACCAAAAUCUGAGGGCAGUGUUCAAAUUAAAUUCACACUUAAAACCUACAUGAAUCAGAUUAUUUCACACUUUUAUUCAUUCAUGUAAGACCAUUUUUUGUCUAUUUAAUCUUGAGGGAUUUCAGAUAACUAAAUACUUUUAAUAAUAAGUUUAUUUUUAUAGCACUUUUAAAAACAUAAGUUUACAAAGUGCUUUGACAAACAGUCGUAAAGCAUCAGCACAUGGAAAUAAAAACAAAUAAAAGACAAAAGCUCAGUUAAAAACAAGGCUUCUGAAUUGAAGGCCAAUUUCAUUUGUCAUAAGAAACCCAGACAAUACAAGAACCCUACAACAUAAAAUGAGACCAUGAGGACCGAAAUAAAAACAUAAAAUAGGUAAGAAAAAGAAAUGUAAUAAAAAGGGGGGUAGAAAGCAGGAAACGGGAUAGUAAAUAUGAAAAGAAGAUAUUAAUCUUGAUAAUAAAAUCAUAAUAAAAUAAUAAUGAUGGUAAUAUUAAUGAUAAAAUGGAAUAACAAAAAUGAGCAGGUAAAACAUUAAAAUCAAUUAAAGGCCUAAAAGUUUCAAUAAGAAAAGAUUAUAAGUAAAACAAAAGCUAAAAGGACAGAAAGUCGAAAUAAGAGAUAAAAGAUAAAAGUAAGUACUAAUGUAAAUUCAAAAGUACUAAGUGAGAAAUACCCGUAUAAUUCCUUUAACAUAGGUUCAGUUUCAUUGAUGAGUCCUGUUUUCUCUCUUCUUAUUGGCUUUAUGGUCCCAAUCAUUCUCCUCUAAUCAAUGAAUCAUUACCAGCCCCCUCCAUUGAUCCAUUCACCUUUUAUUGACUUUAGCAUGGAAACCACAGCACUAUAAACCAGUGAAUUUAGUACAAUUAUCUAUUAUUCUAUGUUAAAAUAUCCAAGCGGUCAGGAGUUGCAAAUAUUUCCCAUUUGCCAAGAGCUCUUACUUAUCUGUUCAUUUAACAUUAUUUUCUUGUUUUAGUCCAUCAGGUUUUACUCUUUCUUUUCACCACUUUUAUUUUUAUUUUUAUCUCCAGUGUUUCCCAGAGGUAGCUCUUUCCUCACGUAAUGCCUCGGUGUCAGGCCAUGUCUCUUUAAUCAUAUAUCUUAAAUUCUCACACUGUGUGUGCUUGUGUUUGUGAGUGAGGGUGAGUGUGUGGAUGUAGCAGAUGUAGCUUUGAACUAGGAAACUUGUCAUUGAGUAGCAUGGGAAGGAAGAAAGACUGAGAAAUGCCACACAAAGGGAAUCUUAAUUUCUCUAAUUAGGGGUUGUAAUGUGAGGUGAAGAGUAGAAAGGGUCUCUCCAAGGUAACAGGCAGGUGGACUUGGCCUUUGGCUGGACUGGACAAUGGAUAUGCUCUGAAUUUACAUGUCUGCUCCCAUGAUUCUGAUAGAUAGAUUCUGUCAUUAGUUGUUGUUUUUAACCUCAGUGAGGCACUUUUUUUGUAUGAAAAAUGCCAUAAAAAUAAAGUUAGAAUUUGAAUAAAUUAGGAAGAAAACGUGUGUCAGCAGCAGCUGGCCGCAGUCUGCUCCACAGCGCCCUCUGGUGGACUCAUACAGACACCGCUGAGGCUCGUUGAGGGAGGGGCCGGUGACUGAAGCUCAGACGCUCCUGUAGCUCUCUGAGCCACUUUACAUCGCACUGACAUAGCGGCCACCAUUCCCUGAAGCUCCCAUCCAACCGAGGGCCGCUGCAGCAUCCGCACAGAGGGAAUAUCGUUGUUCAGAGCUCGGCUUUUAAGGUGGAAUCGGACGGAAGAUGUCUUACCAAGGAAAAAAGAACAUCCCAAAGAUCACUGUGAGUAGAGGGACUUAUUCAUGCUUCACUGGCCGGGGGAACUUGGAGGCGCAAAUCACUGCGCGGCUGUGGAGAUUUAUCACAAAUGUGGUUCCUGAAAGACACGGAGCUCGUGGUUUUUUGUUUUAUUUCUCAGACUUGAUGGCUCGGGAAAAAUCCGCACUGUGGAAAGAGAGAGAGACAGAGAGAAAGAGAGGCAUGAGUGGCUGCCAUAGUGACAGUCAGGCAGGGAGAUGAGGCGUUUUCUUAAAGGUGUCCUGCAUCUUCUUUGUUGAGGGGAUCCAUGCGUGCUGAGAGCCGGCUCGCCCAUAAAAAAACCCCUCAGUAAUGCUCCUGCGGGGACAUGUGCUUGUCUGCGGUGCGUGGAUGUGGGUUAAGAAUGGCUGUAUCUGACUUAAUGGACGUUUUUAAUGGUUUGGUAGCAUAUCAGUAAAUUGCAUUAAUGUGCUUUUGAAGGCAGAUAAAUCCACACUGAGUGCCUCAAAUCUGAUUUAAAAAAUUAGGAAAAUGUGAUUUGGAGAUCUUUGAUUCUCUAGAAUGUGUGGGAGCAUUUCUCUUAUGAUUUAGGGAUUUGAGGCCUUAUUGAUCACUAAUAUGGGGGCCUAUUGUACACUGAUUUUUUUCAUUUUCAAUCAACAACUCUAAUCAAUUGAUGCACAUUACUUUGCGAGGCAUAAAUCAAAGUCUAAGAAAGAUGCGAGUAUCUAAAAUAAAGGUGAAUGAUAUGUAUAUAAUAAGAUGCUGUUAUGUAAAUGAGGUUUUUAUUUCCACAAAGGCUCUCAUUUGACUUGAUUUCCAGGUUGAAAUGUGUGCCCUGCGGUCUGCAGACAUGAGCUCCUGUUCAUGUUGCAGGCUGGUGCAGAGCAGAGUGAGAGGAGAGGAGGAAGAAAAAGAGGUGGGUGGGGGGGAAAUACACGCCCAUUUGUGAGGAGCUGUGAUAAGCUGGUCUUGUAGUGGGGCGUUUGUAGCCGGGGCUGCAUCACACAAGAAGAAGAAGAAAAAAAUGAGGAAAAAAUCAAACCCUUGUAAGAGCAUCUGUAGGGUGGAGGUUGAAUGUGGGGCAGAUUGUUGGUGGUGGUGUGUGUAACAAUCAAAUAGAAACCUCACUCCCACUUCCCCUCCUCAUCCUCUGUGUGUGUGUCAGCGUGUGACAGAGGGAGUCUGAAAUGCCUGCCUUCCACUUCUCAUUGUUGCGGCUCAGGCUGCAGUCAGGGGUGUGUUUCUGGGCUUUGUCCUGUCUCUCCAGCUGAUAUUACACCAAAAAGGGUGCCUUUGGAGGAUAGCUUGGGUAGCUUUGUGCCCCUGUAUGCUGCCUCUGUACUCAGAGCUCAGUCUCUGGAUGUCUUAAAGUAGGGCAUGUUUCUAUAAUGUGCUAAAGUGGGCCAGAGUUUUCCCUGGUAUGUUUUAUACGAUCAUUAUAGGAAUGGGAUUUUUAAUUUCACCAACCCCCAACAGAUUGGAUUAGUGUGUUUUCUAUAGCUUUCUUGUAUCCUAGAUUUUUGGGGUGUUAGACCCAUAGAAGGCGUGGUGCUUAUGUCACAAUACACACCACCGCGAUAACAUCUGUUACUUCAUCACGGUUCAUCGCAAAGUGGAAAAUCAGAAUCAUGAGUGAGCUGUCUGCACCUUGAAGGUCUUAAGAUAGACACUGUCUGCGUACUCCACGCCAGAUUUUCAAUUUCAAAGCGCGGAUUCGUAAAUGUACGAAGGAACUCAUGAUGUCCCCGACCAGGAACAGAGAUAAGGUGACUUUGCAUUUCUAACUGAAAGGAUACCAACUGCAGACUGUGUCUAAGAGGUCGCUGUGGCCUUGGUGACAUAACGCAGUGAUCUGUGGAAACUGGAGCCCAAGGUUUAGCAUUGUGGUGGCCACCAUCUUGCUCCAAUUUAAGAUGCCAAAUUCGGCUCACAAAGAACAGGCUAAUCUACACACCAAAUAAAAAUUAACUACCUACCCUUGAAAGUGGUUUUCAGUACAACCAAACAAUAAUUAUGGUGGAUGAAUGGAAAAACAAAACAUCAAACUUUAGAGGGAUAACCCUAACCCACCCACCAUAACCUUUACCAACCCCAACCUAAUCCUGUUAGCCCAUGUCCUUCUGCAACCCUAACAGAGAGGUUUGCAUCAUCAAACUUUGACAAUGGCUUUGUUUAUUGUCCAAAAGCAAAAAUGCAUUUUGCAACCUCUAGCGAUGAAUUGUGAAGCUAAUGCAGAGGUGCAAAAAUGCAGUUUCUUGAGUGUCAACCAGGGGGCAGAGUCCAAAGAAGCAUAAUUAGGUAGAAUUGGGGGUGUGGCUGAGUUGACGGUAGGGCUGGGUGAUAUGGCCUCAAAUCAAUAUCACAAUAUAUUCAGCAGUUCACCUUGAAAACGAUAAAUGGACAAUAACUACUCCACAAGCUGCUCACCCCCUCCCACAUUAACUUUGUCUAUUUCAGCUGCUACAACUUUUGAACCGUCCUCCAUCUCCUCACCUGUCUUUCCCUCUUUGUUAUGGACUGGAUUUGGUGGAGUCUCGUCUCGAAGGACGAAGGACAGCGUCUUGAAGGGACAUGAGACCAUAGCCUACCUACACACAUCCAAAGCCAACUUUUAUUUUUUCAUUUUUUGGUACUGAAUAUAUUGACAUGGGCAAAAUGUCCAUGUCCAAAUUUACGGUUGUUGGCGUAAAUUUUGGUAUCGGUAAAUUUUCGGUUUACCGCCCAGCCCUAUUAUACACAGUCAGAGAGUAGGACUUUUAAAGACAGCUAGACUUGAAACACUUGUGGACACUGAAUAUACUGACAUGGGCAAAAUGACGUCAGUUAUUGUCAUAAAUUUCGGUAUCAGUAAAUUUUUGGUUUAUCACCCAGCCCUAGCUGAUGGACAAUUGUAACUUCUUUUUAAGGUUGAAAGGAUAAAGCAAAUUAGAGGUACAGCUGCUUUAACUGAUGGACAGUCACACUGAAGCUGGUAGCGAAGAGGCUAAAGGCCCGCAUCAAGUCCUCUCUGCUACGCAGCAGAUUUACAGUUAGUUGGGUCGAGUCAGCAUUCUUGGCAUGGCGUCUGCUGUCAAUAGGCUUCAAAACUCCACCCCAGAAACCAAUGGGUGAUGUCACCGACAGUAUGUACAUGUUUUAUACAGUCUGUGCGUGUAAAGCAGAGAUAAGGGUUUUUAUUUUACCUCCGAACCUCUGUUAGGGGUUGAAGUACCUGUAUAGUGGGGGAAGACAUGGAUGAUGUGGAGCAACAGAGCCGGCGGGGUGAAACAGUGUUGUAUGUGCAUGUUGGAGUGUGCAUGUGACACUCCUGCCAUGUAUUUGCAAGCCAUGCCUUUCACUUCAGCAACACUAUAAUGCAACAAGACAUUGCUUUAGUAGAAAAAACUAGCCUACAGACUGAGCUCUGAAUCACAGCUAAAAGUUGCAGCUUGUUUCAUCAGUAAGUUCAGGAAUACUUUCAGACUUUCUUGAAGUCACCAUUAAACCUGUAUCUAUAACAGCGCCAUGCUAAGAUAUAUUUAUGAACACUCAAAGUCUGACAAAAUUGAUCAAAACUUCCCUGUAGUUUCUGAUAUCAUGAACUCAUUUAUAGUAUAAAGUUUAAAAAGGCCAUACACUCUCCGCCCCUCUCAGACUUUUCUCUCUUCCAGCUGUUUCCCCACGUCUGCUCUAAGCCGGAGUAGCUCUGUCAGAUUUCUAGGUGUGGUUCUUCCCUUCCCUCAUACUCCGCGUACUGCAGCCUCAGUGUUGUUCCAGGCUGGUACAUGUCACCAGUAAUCCUCUCCAGCUGGAAGCAGCAUCUGUGGGCAUGAAACUGCUGGCCACUCUGCCCGGGAAAUAAAACCCCUGAUUCCCCCUGUAGACGCACCACAAACACAAGCUCUGCCGCACCAGUGUGCCACCGUCACCACCACUACACAGACAGUCAAAAAAAAAAAAAAAAAGUGAGUUGGAGAUCAAACCAGAAACUCCUCGGCCACCCAGAUGUUGCCGUGGUGAACAAUUUACAGUUACAAUGGCGUGAAAGUAAAUAUCCUUUUUGAUUUAUUGUAUCCUGAUGUGAUUGGACACGCAACUUUCACUCUCCUUCACUGGAACAAUUUAUGAUUCAACCUGUCCAGCUUGGUUAGAUUCAUAUAUUCUUCUUCUUUUUUUUCUCUGUUGCCAUGGUUACACAAUUACACCACUCCAGCCUAUCACAUAAUCAACAUAACGAGACAAGCAGGUUCUGUCUUUGUAGCAGCUGCUGGCGUGAGUUUCUGUAUUAAUUUAGAUUGAUAAGCCUCAUUGUUUUCACUUUUGAAAAUGUGAAAAAAAAAAAAAGUCCUGUCCAGAUUUUGGGUGAGGAGUAAAUAUUUUUUUGCUCACUAGGCAACAGAGGCCAUGGUGCUCAUUCAGGAUGAUUACCCUCUUCCACUGGUCCCUGCCCGCCUCCCUCCCUCCCUCCCUCUCUCCACCACCUACACAGGGGUCUCUGUCACACUUAAUGGAGAGCUAACAGCUAAUAGCACAGUUUUCCAGGACUGUUCCCACUUAUUAAGCAACACAAAGGAGUGGCUUUUGGAAUUUGUUUUGCAUUUUAAAAGUCUUUCAUUCUUUUAGUUUUCUGGAAGUGAAGAAAGUUCAGACCGUAGUAGUGUAAGAUCAACAUCCUGUCGUCUAUUUUUAAUUACGGCUGGCGUGUGGAACAGAAAAUGACAGUUUCCUGUGUAGGGAGAGUGCUUUAUUUUUGGCGCUUUGUUCCCCUGGAGUUGAAUGACAAGAAUAUUUUUUUUCCCACCUGACCUUUCAUCUACUUUGUUGCAGGAAAUGUAAUAAAUGGGCCUGUCAGCACAAGGCAGAUGCUGCAGUUGAGAAGAGGAAAAGGGGUUUAAUUCUUAUAUUCCAAUGACGUCAUGUUGUGAAAAACUGGCAGAAGCAGCUGGAAGCAGAGUUUAUUAAGUCUUACCAAAUUAUUAUUGCGCAUUUAUCACUUAUGUUUGUCAUUUUUGAUCGAGCCAGUUGGUAGCAUUUGCGAUUGACUUAAGGAGGAAUGUUUAAGGGAUGCUGAUGCUAAAACCAGAACAUCCUAAAGUGUCCUUAAUUUGAAGAAAUCCUGCGCAAUGUGACUUAGACUAGUGAAACACCAAAUCCUCUGCUGCUUAGAGGAAGCCCAAGUGUUAGUAGUGGGUCACACUUAUACACAAACACAAACACACACACACACACAGGAAUGUUGAAUGAGUAAGAAACAUCUGUGUUUGUUGGAGCCAUAAAAGUCUUCACCCAAUGUUAUUUGCUUGUACUGAAUCACCUAGGGUCACACGUAUUAGUCAGGGUAGUUUUUAAUAAGUAUUAGGCAGUAAAAAAAAAUCCAGCAAAAAACACAUUUCUGCUUUUUUAUUGGCUGGAACAGCUUGGCGAAUGAACACAAAGAAUUCAGUCGAAAUCAUGGUCUGCUUUUUGUCCGAACACACGUAUACAGUUCUUGUUUUCCAGUCACUAGAGAAUCAUAUAAAGCUCCUCCAGUAAGAUUGCUCCCCCUUUACGCUGCUGGCUGCUCUUACGGGGACAUGAUUGACAAAGGAGGACAUGGUCAGCGACCCCAGAGGUCAGAUCAGAUCAGGAUCAACCUCGAUACUAAUGUAGCCUAAAUUGUCUAACCCUGGAUUCACAGCCACAAGAAAUUGAGGUGUGGACACAUUCAAGGGUGAUUCGAAUACUUGUGUUUUAUUAAACACACUAUUAGAGUUGUUGUUGUAGUCCCUCUAAGAUGAUCUCUACAGGAUACCCACUUGGAAAUGAGAUCAGAAAGCAAGAACAAAGCUAAGUGAAGCAUGAUGUACAUAUAGAAGAAUCACUGAAAUACUUUCUUUUGUGAUAUCUUAUGAUAUACAGUACAUGGACAUGAUGCUUGAAGUGAAUCUAUUACACAAGCAAAUGGAUGCAGAAAAGAUAGACAUAUUGGCUCUUCUCGUGGCUCUAACUCUGCACCCUCUGCAGAAAUGAGACACCGUUGCUGCUGCUUACUCUGGAAAACCCUGAAAGUCACUCAUUAUUCUCACUGUCAGGUCAAUGAGACAGCACCUCUUUUCACCAGAGUCUGAGCAUUACAAAUCAGCUGGUAAACUCACUGUAUUAAUUCGCCGCCCCUCAAAUCAUCAAAACACACAUUUAACAAGCCACUCAAACCAAAACAAUCCCUCGGGUCGGUUCAGUCUAGAGCUAAACAGCUUCUUGAGUCAAUUUAUAGGAGACAUUCAUGAUGUCCAGUAUAAUUUGUGUGAGUGUUCAUUAAGUCGCCUCAUGUCAUUCUUUCAUGACACUGAGAAUGAUUACACUGGAUAAUAGGUCAACAGAGCUCUCAAUCAUGAUGAUAACCACCUGUAAAUAGAAUCAAAUAACCAAAUCAAAGUGUAAUUCUCCUUAAAUUAAGACGUGGACAACCAUUGGUUUGAUAAGGACUAACUAAAAUGGCUAAAGCAAUUUUGGUGGUAUAUUUUGGCUUCACUUCGUAGAGCUGUCACUUUGUCAGUUAGAACGUUUACAUGCACAGUGAAGUCAAGCUACGGCCAUAGCUCAAUUUGUCCAAUAAACUCGACUGCUGAUCUUGAUCAAGUCUUCAAGGCAAGACUUGGCAAGACUGGAUUCACUGACGGAAGCACGUCUACCUCCAAUACAGCAGGUGGUGACAUGCUCCCUUUUAGCGCGUUGCUCCUACGACAUCAGGGUUGACCUAUUAUGUGUCAAAACAGUCAACAAAACGCGUGAAAAAAAGGUUAACAGAACAGUUAGAACAAUUGAAAUCACUUUUACAGCUCUGUACUGUUUGUUUGUAUGAUAACAGGACUAGAUGUGGUCCGUUUGGGAUUACAGUCGGAUUACAAACUCAUCAAUCUGUUUAUGAAGAUCAGAACAGUAUCGUUAUGUUGGCACCCAUGAAAAUCUUGCAUAAACUAGAUGCUGUGUUAAUCAGCAGUAUGUAAGAAACUGUACUUGAACAUUUGGACAGAUGUAGUCCAUAUUUGAUUUUUACUAUUUUUGAUAUUUAUUAUUUAUAUUAUUUUAUUUUAUUUUAUUUUAUUCAUUUAUUAUUUUAUUUUAUGAUUUUAUUUUAUUAUUUUAAUUAUUUUAAUUAUUUUAUAAUUUUGGGACUACUGGUCAAGAAGCUCAUUAACAGAAAUGUGAACUAGUCUAAAUCAAUGUCUAAGAUUCAUGGGUAAUUCUGGCUCCAAAGUAGAUAGUAGUAAAAGUUGUAGCAAGCUUGUUAUCCACAGUCAGAUCAUACCUUUCUUUAUAACAUCUUCAUGUACUCUCAUAGAAACAGUGUUGGACAUUGAGUCCCAUCUUAGAUCUUGUACGUGAAUACCGCAGCAGCCGCUUAAUUGUCCUUGGCUGCAACAAAACUUGAAACAGCAUCAUGACUGCGGCAUGUGUUCAUGAUGUGGAUGGUGCUGCCUUGUUAAUGUGGUAACAAAUGGUUAGAUAGUUUUCCCUUAACCACAUUAUAGCACAGAUGGUUUACCUCUGGCAUCAACAUCUAUGUGAAAAUUGUUGUUUGUCGACGCAAAAACACUGUUAACCUAGAUGAUUUGAGGUAGCACAGAUAGUCCAAAUAUUACAAGAAUGUAUUUUUCUAGUCUGGAUACAGUCUGAAUCAACAAACAGUCUAUGCUGCUCAUUGGAUACAUAACUGUGGCAGCAUUGGGCAACAUGCUGUCUCACUCUAUUUCCUAACAGAUGUAGAAAGUGUGACAUAUUGAUGUCUGAGGUUGAAAGACAUGAGCCCUGGUAAAAACUGCGCCAUAGAUACCGAAAAAAACUUACAGUAAAUGUUGUGCUAGUAUUUAAAUUUAUGAAAGAUUGUGAAGAAGCGGCUGUCUUAGAUUAUGUGUCUUUGGAGAAGCUUGACAGUUCGGUCUCCCGCAUGAGCACCACUUAAAUUAGAGGAAGGUGUUCGUGAUAUUCUGUGACAGCGAAGUCGUGAUGUGCCGUUGUGUUUAUGAAUUGUUGGGCAUUUCAACUGACUGGAAAUAUCUGGAUGCUAGUUCAGUGAGUUCACUGUGUAUUUGAACCAAAGAUAUCAGUGGGCUGAUGGUUGCUGUAAUGGAAAUGUUCAUCUAUUGAUUGUCAGAUCAUUGAGGUCUGUUGCAUGUUCUUCAACGGAAGAGAGAGAGAGAUCCUGUCAGCAAGGCGCCCAUGCAUGUGGGCACUCUCCUCACUGCAGUGUUAUAAAUCAGUUUUGCGUGUACUGUUGAGUCAGCGAGAUAAGAAACGCUGUGUCAGGUUGGGCUUUAAAGUCCUAGACGAUUACGUGCUAAGUCGACCAAAUAUCUGAUUGGUCAACUUGAUUUUUUUUCCACGUCAAUUUAAAGUCUAUGGUUGAUUUCAUCAAGAGGAACGUACCAAGUGCUAAUAGGGGUGUUUUCAGAGCACCCCUGUUUCACAGGCAUAGAAUGGACGCAAUCUGCCUCCUCGCUGGGUGAAGCCACUCUGAGAACAGCACCCUCUGUUGAUGGGCUGCAGUAUAGGUCAUGUUUUCUAUGAUUGACACUUGAUACAGCCUAUAGGCGUACAAGGAUUGCAUUCCUCACCCGGGGAUACGUUGUUUGAGCCGAGCAUCAUCACAGCGACUCUCUAGCUGAAUGCAUACAAUGCUACUGUGCAAUGUUGGUUUCAGGAAAUGGAGAGAAAACUUGGAAUUACACUUGAUACACCGAGGGUUUUUUGGAAUCAAAUCUGUACACUGGCGGAAGGCGGGACCAAGUUGUCCAUAGUAUAUACAGUCUAUGUUUACAGGUAACAGCCUGUCUCAGGACUCACCCCUUGUUUUUACCAUUUUGGAUUCACCCAUCCCACUGGAGACUGGCUGGAGACAGGCAGAUUAAAGAGCGUCCACAUAAAUCAACAUCCAGCAGUUUGCUGGAUAUUUAUUUUUAUUUUGAGCGUUUCAACUUGCCUUUUGUGUUUAAUUGCCUCCUUGUACUGAUAUUAGUAUAUUUUCACCCCGCCGAGCCGCGUCGCACCCCACUGCAGAAGUGUUUGCCGUCAGGGUUGGAAACAUUUUCUUACAGUUUAUUAAUUCAAAGUUCAAAAUCUAUCAAGUGAAGUAAAGUUCUUUAAAGUAUUCUGCUAUUUGAAGUUCCUGUAAAAGUAUUACCAGCACAGGAACCAGACAAAAUAAGCAAAAAUGUGGGCGGUACCACUUAUUCCACAGGGGUGCCAAAUCCACACAAACUAAAGGCUCUUAAUAAGCAGUUCAAUUAGCCCUGAAAAAUGUUGGAUACUAAUUGGUGAAAGUUUGGCGUAUCUGCUCUGCAUCUCAACCUCCUGCUCUACUUUUCAAAUAUAGGUCAUUUCCUCUCAGCAUUCUUGAUGCUAGGAGUUUCUGGGUUUCAUUGUCUGGCUCUGGUUUUGUAAUCCACAGUAGAGAUGAAUAUCAAAGUCGAGAGAGCCAUGAAGGAGUUGAGAUGAAGUAAUGCAGACGCUGUAUGCGCUCCAUCUUUAAGUUUAGAUUAGGAUAAGGAAAGCAUUGUCUUUGAAGUCAUGAGUGAUGGUUUUAGGUCAGCGUGCUCCUCAGCAUGAUGUGUGCUGGUUUAAUGUUCCAGUCUCUGAUGACUGUGUGUUGUAAUGUGUUGCUUUAGGGUGUGGUUACUCUGUAAGGCUCUGGGCUCUGUUUCACACUACUCCAUCACCACACACACACACACACAAACACACACAUUACAUGUGUUAUGAGCUCAGCAGAUAUUGAGUCGUAACCAUUUGAGCUCCGUACAAAACUGUUAUUGUGCUUUUUCCUUUUUUUACUGAAGUGUGAAGGCGUGACUGCAGUUUAUUGUAGUGAUGGAACACAAGAUCUGAAGCCAAGGGUGUAAAUCACUGCACACAUGUGCUGAUGAGAAAAUAUGGGAGUGUGUGUCCCCUCCUAGCCAGGCAAGGGAAGGGCCAGACACUUCAACUUAUAAGUAUGUUAAAAAAUGGACGACACAUCACCUCUGUUGUACAAAGAUGAAGCAAAAAUACCACAUUUAGGUCAGGAGAUGAUGAUUUUACUCAAGUCUGCACCGUGAGCUGCAGUACUGUCAUCUCACCUUUUGUGAUGAUCAGAAAACACAUUUAGUUUAUCGAUAAACUGCAGAAGUUUCCCCAGAUCAGCACAGUUUACAGCCGAACAUCUUCUGAUGUGUUUUUACAGACCUUCAUGAUUUUUAGCAACUGUUUUUGAGAGUAAUUUGUUUUGUACUUAAAAGUUUGACCCAUGUCUUGACGACAGGAGGUUAGUUUUGACUCCUGAGAUGGAUUUUAAAGUGUUUCGGUUUCACUUUCAAGGAGCCGGUGUGUCAUCCGUCUAUUUUACAGUCUUAUGAAUACAACCUAAAGUCACUUCUUUGUUAUUUGGGUACAAAAAAAGAAAGAAAAAAGUAAAUUUACAACAAUUUGUAUAAAAAUCUGUCGGUCAUAGUUUUGUGUAGCUUUUUCUUUUCCUGCUUUAUAAUGUUUUGUAUUUUUUCUUCACAUUAUGUAAAUUGCAGGAAAGAGGAUAUCCACCGUUUUAACCUCAUUGUUCCAAGUUUAUGGUCGGGAAUAUUAGGACAUUGUUUGCACUUCUUUAGCUUUAAUUUUAGGCGUCUAUUGCCUUUAUUUUAGAAGAUGUUGCAGUGACCGAGGCAGGAAAUAGGGAGAGAAGAUGGUAGAGUGAUAUGCAGGAAUGGAGCUGCAGGCUGGAAUUUAACCCAAGCCACCCAUUUGAGACAUAACCUCAGUAAAUGAGGUGCGUGUGUAGUCCGCUAGGUCAGUGGUCCCCUGAUUGGGUUGUUUCGUGGUUUUGUAACACCCUUUAUGUCUUUUGAUUGUGGUAUUCUAUAAGCCAACUAUCAGUUUCUCACACAUCUCACACAUGCUUUUUAUUUGUUAUUCAUGUAACUUUAAAAAAAAAUAUCUAUAAUAAGUAGAAAACAAGGUAUUCAAUGAAGAAAUUGAUUAAUAAACAAAUAAGUGAAUAGAUUCGAAAAAGGACCAUUAAUAUCUUUUUAUUCAUUUGAUAUAUUUUCCCAGAAACAGCCCAGAACCCAAACACUGAUAUGUUCAGCCCAAAGAGCUCUUCACACUUUGACCUGCUCAGCACCCUGUUGUUCACUGAAGCAGUCAUCCAACAGUCAGCAAGACCAGGCUUCAGCCUCUCCUCCUCUCUAGUCCGUCUCCCUGCAGUCGAACUGUUGUCAUGACAACAGCCUACUCUAGAGUGGGCCCUCAGUGCAGCAGAUAUGGUGUCUGACUGUGUGGCGUCAUGGCAACGCCCAGAUCAGACCAUGUUACAGAAUGUAAGUUGAAGGGAGUCUCAGAUGUGACAGAGCGGUGUGGUUUCACUUUGACACUCAGGAGGAGGAGGAUGUGUUCACAUUAUAUUUGAGUUUUUCUCAUGCAGAUCAGAAAUAUCCUGCAUCAUGACAGGAACGGGAAUCAAGAUAGCUGAUAUUUUUUAUCCUGAUAAGUGGAUUUAACAGAGAACACCACAUCCACAGUUAGUUAAGUUAUGUAACAAAAUCUGGAUAAACGUAGUUAAGAUUUUAAUCCAUGAUCAGUCUGUAAAAGCAGCUUCAGUUUUGGCACUAGUGGCCAGAUUUGAUCCUCCUGAAUGUUUUGACCAGGCUGGCUCAGGGUCGAGUAAGUGUUAAAAGGGUUUCAUCUCUGGAGGGGGUGUCUAACUCUAACUGUUAUGGUGUGUUUGAGCCUAAAUUAAUUUUACGCUGGAAUAUCCCUUUAAGCAAAAUAGUGUUUGUUUUUGGAGGGAUUUAACUCACAAACCAGACCACAAGGAAAACAGGGCAGACAGGCACAAAGGGUGAUGUGUUGUUUUAUUUUGAUUUGCUAAACAAGGACAUAAUCUUUCUUACAAAGAAGAAGAGAACCAUUGUCCAGCUUUCACUACAGCACAAAACUGAUUUCAUAGAUGAUGAAGUUCAAUUACUUUUGACGUUGCUGUUGGCCGAACUGGGUCUGUGCUGGAAAAAAAGACAAAAAAUGGCUUUGAAUCACAAAAAUCUUUUGUCUCUCUUUCCUUUUCUCUCCAGAGCGACAGGCUUCUGAUCAAAGGCGGGAGGAUCGUGAACGAUGACCAGUCCUUCCAUGCCGAUAUCUACAUGGAGGAUGGCCUCAUUAAGUAAGUCCUGAGCUGUCCUUCUUUUUUCAUUCUAACUCAGUGUUAAUCCUUCACCUGCGCCCCGAAUCCUCAUUUAUUUUCAGUUUCUUGCCUUUUGAAAUUAAUCUCUCUUAUGGGAGAGCAGAUGAAUAAUAGACAAAGUUAUGAUGGGGGAAAAUUUGAUCCUUGUAACAUAAGUGGAAAAUGUCAUAUCAGAAAAUGAAUAGAUUAAUCGGGUGUACUAGGGAUUUUAAAGGAACUAGUGCUAAUGUUGCUUUUAUUGUCUAGAACCCCCAAACUAAAUAUAGCAGCCUAAUUAACUCUCCGUUCAGAAUGAGCGAAUUGUAAACUUCAGAGAAAAACCCCAAAGCACAAGCUGCUCCUUUGGGCACACUGUGUCCUGCUGGCUGGUCUGGACCGAAAACAGAGCCCCUGUUUUCAGGGUUCGGCUUGGAGGCAGUUGGCUCCAGGACAAAGUGAUAACAGCCCGUUUAGCCCCGAGUUUUAUGUGCUAGCAUGAACAAGUCCCCGCCCCUCCAGACAAGGCGAGGGUGGUUUGAAUUCCCCUGUCUGUGUCUCCCUGAAUCGGCCUGUCCUCUCUUUCCCCCCAGUUCAGUUCCCACUUGAUUUUCCAAUUAUAGUCUCUUUGUCCCCCCCCCGUCCCUCAGUGAGGCGGCUCAGAGAGAGGCACCCACAGAAAGCCUGGUGUUGCAUAAUAAGCACCCAGAUGCCUGCUGGAGCAUUGAGCUGCUGGCAAACUAACAGAGACACUGGCUUCGGUAACCCUGUCUGUCUGUCUGUCUGCCUGUCUGCUGGGCCGGUUUGCUCUAUAAAAUCUGAACAACAGGGGCCAAAUGUUGAGGUGUUGACAUGGUGAGCUUCAAGCAUGGCCCACUUUGAUUCUGGUCACUCUGAAAACCCCAAAUCUCUUCAGAUGUAUCACCGAAAUGCAUGUGAAGAUAUUUGUUGCUGCUACCUUCUUUCUACUUUUAAUAGUGUAAAAACAAACUGGUUCUUUGAUGCUUCGAAGUCUGAACCAGCACUAGCACCAGGACCGCUUUGGUAGGGAAAGGGUAUAUGUGUGUUCGUUUGUGCUGCCAGUGCUUCAUAUGUAAAUUAAGGACCUGUUUUUUCAAAUGUAAAUAAAAUGUCAGGCCCUGGCCCCCUAAAGUCCCUAGACCCUUGGAAAGCACUAACCCCCCUGACCAAGAUUUUUUACCCCAGAACUAAAUUUAGACCCUAGUUCCUGGGGGAAGUUCCUGUGGUCGGGAAGCACCUUAAUUGGCAAAUUAAGCUCUUUAGAAAAGCUGAUGUGGUUUUGUCCUGGUGCUGUGCUGCUUUGUCAUGCAUAGUUGCAGCUUAUUGUUUUGUGGAAAACACACCCCGGGUUUAUUCUGUUGUCUGAAACCUUCAGCUGUUCCGCCAUCGACCUAAUAUGACUUUAUCGUCCCUCCACAGGCAGAUUGGAGACAACCUGAUCGUGCCCGGUGGGGUGAAGACCAUCGAGGCGAACGGGAAGAUGGUGAUCCCCGGUGGCAUUGACAUCCACACCCACUUCCAGAUGCCGUAUCGUGGAACCACAACCGUGGAUGACUUUGCUCAGGGAUCAAAGGCUGCUCUCGCUGGGGGCACGACCAUGAUCGGUAAGGAAAGGUCAUGCACGCUGUAAAAGUGAGCUUCACAUAGAGAGUAAAACCGAGAAGAGGGUUAAUAGUAGAGAGGGGAGGGAGGAGACCCCGACAGAGUGCAAGAGAAAGAGAUGGGAAGCUUUAUUAGUCUGGUUUUGGGCAGCUCUCCAAAACAGGCCUGUACAAAAGACUGAGUGUACGGGGGACCAGGGUUGAGUAGGAGGGUAUGAAAGGAAUCACUUCUCCUACAGAAACACAACACCGGUGUCUGUCUGCAAAGCUGUACGUGAACGCUCUGGACGUAUAUGUAUGCUUGCUGUAGUUCAGACACCAGACGCUAAGUCGCGAACAGCUGGUAGAUACCAUAGCCUCAUUAAUACCAUUAACUUCUUUUGGGCCGGCUGCUACUCUGCUCGUUGUCUGCCAGGGGAACACUGUGUCAGAGCAGACAGGCGUGCCACUGUAACAAGCUCUAUUCAUGGGCUCCUUUCAUUCAGGGAUUAUAUUCCAGAGGGUGAGAAAGAAAGCGAAAACACGCGCUGUGUUUGUAUCAGGCAGUGACACUGUAUUUUUCUGUCUCUAACAGAUGACGUUGUACCUGUGUGUAAGGUCAGAUCGCUGCCGUGCUAAGUGACAGCGUUUUAUUGCAACUGCUGCUUCCAGCUCGAUCCUAUUAACAUGCAAAGAGCAGAUAAGCAGAUUGGGUCAUCUUUAAUGAGAUCGAGAGUACAGUCAGUUGGAGAACCAGCAGGCAGCCUUAUUGUAUCACAGCUGACUAAGAUGGCGCGGGAUCUUUUCUGUGUGUGUGGUGAUACUCUUGUGCAGGAUGAGGAUUAACUCUUCAUGAAUAAUCUCAGUGAAAACGAUAAGGGGACCAUUCAUUUGAAACAUUUAGUUUAAGUUGCAAAUGAAUGUACAAGUUAUAGACACAUCAGAAACAAGUUUUAGAUGCAGGUCUGGGAUUUUUUAAGGUCAGUGAUUUGAUUACAGGUAGUGAUAAUCAGAAUUUCAAUCAGAUUUACUGGCUCGGUGUGUGCACACAUAGAUAAGGAUUGACUUGGGUUGAACUUACUUUCUAUAUAAAGCACAGGUGUCACACUCAAGGCCAAAUCUGUCCCGUGGAACAAUUAUAUCUGGCCCACAAGAUCAUCUAAUAUUUGUAUUAUUAUUGGCCCACCAGUAUGAAGUCUGCAGAUUUCCUCCAGGAUAAUAAAGUAAACUUUAGCACCAUUAGUUAAAAUGUCCUUAAUAAACCAUGAAAAUCUGGGAAAUUAAAGAGUGAGGAAGAUUUGAUAAAUAGUCAAGAAUGUGGGGGAAAAAUAUUUGGUGUUGUUGGUGUUUUCAAUUUUGCAUUUCAAGAUUACAAGUCAAACAUGCUUGGUUUCUUUUUAUUUCAUGCUUUGAUUUUGUUCAACUCAGUAUUUAGACUUGUUUCAUUUUUAUACUUUAGAUUCCAAUUUUAAAUUUAAAUCAUAUUUUGACCCUUUAAACCUGAUUUCAACGUUCUCCUCAUAUAUUUGCUCUUUAAAAGCAUUAUUUUUCUAUUUUUAUUAUCAUGCUCUGAUCUUUUGAACUAAUAAAUAAAAACAGAAUAAAAAAUUAAAAUAAGUACAUUUUUAUACCUCAGAUUGCCUUUAAACUUAUCUUUUUAUCUUUUUUGAAUUUCCAAAUGAUUUACAAUCAUUGCUGUUUUUGAAAAGGAGGUCGACAGUUUUGGUGAAAUGUUGACCCUGUUUGGCCCUCAGGUUAGACCUAAAUCCAGAUUAUGGCCCUUGCUGUGGUUGAGUUUGACACCCCUGAUAUAAAGCAUCAGUUAUAAUUCACAUUUAGCUAAUUUGUGCAAGUCUGUGUAAAGGUGAGGAGUGCCGAGGAUGAUGAAGGAUAAAAAUCAUGUUACAAAUGGUUAGAUUAAAGCUCCCAUGAGGAACUUUUGAUUGGUGUGCUCUUUGGCGUCCCCAUUUACAAAGCAGUUUUUACUUAUUUUAUUAUCUACAUCUUCAAAUUGUUUCUUAUUACAAAAUCUCAUCCUGCUGACUUUUGAAUGUCUGGUCUAUAAUUUAGUGCUUAGCUGACACCUACCCCCCUUACACUGGUUUUAGGUAUUAAAGAGUACAAUCUAAAAGCCCUCGAUCUUGUCACUUAUGGUCUUGUUUGCUUUUGGGUAUCAUAAAAAGGCAUAGAUACAAAAUCCAGUCUAUUUAAUUGAUAUCAUAAAACCACUCACUGGAGCUUUAAUAAACAGUGUGCACAGGUGUAAAUCACAAUGAUAAAGUCGUAACUCAAACAAAUUUUAACAAAUAUGACUCUGCAAAGACACUACUUUUUUUAAAGAUAGUUUUGAGCUUUUACUGAGACAGGACAGGUCAGUGGACAGAGCUUAAAAUGGGAAGAGAGCAGGGUAUGAUAUGUAGGAGAGGAGUCACAAGUAUCAACUAAUGCUAACCACAUGUUAGCAUUAAAGUUCUUGAUCAUAUCAUGUCAUGUCAUGUGAUUUUAUAUAUCAUAUAUCAAACUUUAUGAGUGUCUUAGCAGGACGGUUUACUUUUGUGAAACUUCUGCACCUCAUUAUUUAGUUUUAUCCUAUUAAAAUUAAAAAUUUACUUCUCUACAAAAAGUUUAAAGAUACUUGAAAUAUUUAACUGAGGAACUUCCAUCUGUUUCAUGCCAUUAAAAUCCCAUGAAUCACAACACUGCUCCACUGGGGACACUGUUUGAAGUGGCCUGCAGGGAAAAAUCCACUGGUCUUCAUGUGUCAUUCUGUAAACCUGAGUGUGGUCAUGCUGAUUCAACCAAAGAGAAAAGUCUGGAAAUAACCACAGUGAAAGUGGACCCCCGAAUUUAUCAAGGACACCUGCAAUCAGACGAAGAUGUUCAGAACGUAAUGUGACAUCUGACAAGGUUGGUCCUUGCUGGCUGAGUCAAGCUGGAGCUCAGACAGACAGCUGAUUAUGCAAGAUAAACAACGCUGGGAGAAAGUAGCAACACCAGCAGACAAAUCCUGACAUCGCCCUGUCUGCUUCUUUUUAUGUGUGAUGGUCCACACCCCACUCUGUCACGCCUUCGUCUGUCCUUUCUUUUUAAAAUACAUCACCUUCUUCCUCUCCUAAAAUAUUUCCUGUCCUUUCGUUUAUUUAUACUCUCCUCUUCUUCUUCUCCAUCUCCGUCUCCUCCAGUUGACCAUGUGAUCCCAGAGCCUGGCAGCAGCCUGUCGGAGGCCUAUGACCAGUGGAGGCAGUGGGCGGAUGAGAAGACCUGCUGUGACUACUCCCUCCAUGUGGACAUCACCCACUGGAACGACAGCAUAAAGCAGGAAGUGGAUAACCUCAUCAAGGAGAAAGGUAGCCCAUUACUAUGGUCACAUUAAAAUGGGAUUGUUUUGAGGUUAAAAUACAGGAAAAUGACAUAUUUUGUAAAGAGACUCAAAGCCCAAAGGGGUUAGUUUUUGAGUUUGAUCUUUUUAGGGGGAGUCGAAGUAGCAGCCAUCACAUGUUUUUGUCUUUUGUACAGGUGUGAACUCUUUCCAGGUCUACAUGGCUUACAAGGACUACUACCAGAUGAGCAACAGCGAGGUAAAGUCACCCACUCUUCAAACAAGACAUUUUCUUCUUGGCAUUUGUGAAAACUCUUAGGUUUUGAUGCUGAUGCUUACCAAAAAGGUUUGAUGCAUUACUAGAGAUAAUUUAAAUCUAAAGCCCGCACACGAACCAGAAAAUGGCGGCGCGCAACACACAUAGAUCUUCUCAAAGGCUGUUAGUUUCAGUUCAAUAACUCCCUCAAAAAGUAGCUGCAAAAAAAAUACUUUCAGUAUUUUUUCUUGAGAUCAAUAUUGUGCUAUGAACUCAAACAGUAGUGUUCUGUGAUCAUCAGCGUAGGUGUCCAUGAGGAGUAAGAUGGGUUUCGAGUUCAGAAUUUUUUAAAUAUCAGACUGUUAUCAAAAAUUUACUCACAAAACAAAAACCUCCCUGAGUUUGACACUUGGCAGGUGAUAAUUUUACAUCUCAAGUCCUCUUUUUUCUGAGCAGGUCCAUUUUCAAAAGUUAUUAGGGGGUUAAUGUUUUCUGUGAUUGACACUCGAUACAGCCUCUGGGCGUACAAAGAUUGCUCAGCUCACUUAAGGGACACACUGUUUGAGCCGAGCGUCAUCACAGCAACUCUUCAGCUGAAUGCGUACGACGCUACUGCACAAGUGGUGGUUCAAGGAAGUGGAGAAAAUCCUGGAAAUGCAGAGAGCAAUUCAGCUUCAAAUUCGUAUAAUGAUGUAAGACCAGAGCCAAGUUGUCCAUAGUAUAUACAGUCUAUGGUUAUUACAUUUUUUUAAACAACAUUUUGGCUCAUUGUUACAUUUUAGGCUCUUACAUGCCUUUAAUCAGAGAUAGGGUGAUGGGAAACUAGAGAGGGAUGACACGAGGUAAAGGUUCACAGGUUGGGAUUCAUGUCAGCUUUUUUUUGAUAUUUCAGAUUACUGAUGGCCUUUUGGAAGCUUGACACAAAGAAGUGUGUAUCAACAUUGUUCAGGAAGGAGGAAUAAUUAUUGAAAUAAAGACAGUCUUUUCAUGUACACAAAGAUAUAAGAUGGAUCUGAAAAUGUAAACUCUCCUUUGACAUCGUUAAACAUGCACAAACAAUACAAUUGUUCAUGUGCAGCUUGUUAAGUGUGGCUGCACUGCAAACUCAAAAUAUGGUCAUUUAAACAUCAUUAUCCCAUUUGAGUUAUCCAGUUGCAAACAAUAUAAUCCAUCACUGCUGACAUGCUGAGAAAUCAGAUAGUAAACAAGCAUGAAAACACGACACGGAGGCAUUGUUUUGGCUCUGAGCUGUGCCACAGUGUCUAUAAAAGUGAGUAAAUUAUGACCGUUCGUUUUAUGUAACAGUCAAGAUUUCCAACUGGAGAGUUACAUUAAAAAAAAAAUCUUUUUUCUCUCUUCUUGUCCUUAUGUAACUUGUCGUCAGUGAUGUAUGGUCGAAGCUUAUCCAGCUGGUAAAAGUUAAAACAUUAAGUGUAAGUCCAGACGGUGUGAGGCAGAACUUUUUGAGUUUCUCAUGCUGCCGUAGCUAAUUCAGUCGGUCGGAAGAGCACAUGAGAACAGACAGAAAUAGUCAGGCUUGAUAAACUGAUGUCAUGCAGCGCAGGAGGAACUAUGGCGCGGCUACAACUGCAGCUCAUCAUCCCACACGGGGUUAACCAGUUCUGGAGACCACACACAGUAAUUGCAGUGUGUCAUGGUGGCACACAUCAUGUAAAUUGUGGCCUUCUGCUUCAGUUUGACCCAUGUGAUUAGUGUUUGACUCCUGCCUAAACAACCGUACAUGAAAACACACGUCACUGUUAUUUCACCGUUUUUGUGUUUUCCCCUUCAGCUCUACGAGAUCUUCACCUUCUUGGCAGAAAGGGGAGGCAUCGCUCAAGUCCAUGCUGAAAACGGCGAGAUCAUCGCUGAGGUAAAAAUAAAAAGAUAAAUAAACCGACUGGUUCUGUUUUCUCCGUCUCCCCCUCACUUUUCUUUCUUGUCUCAGGUCCAACCCUGUGAUCUGUUCGAGUUUAAUGUGAUUUACUUCUCUUAAGGUCACUUCAGUUCACCUUCCCUGUCUUAUCGUAGAUCAUCUCCUCUACCUACAGACUAAACAUGCUGUCAGUGAUGAGAGGGGCAUGCGUUUCCUGCUAAACUGUUACGUGUGGGCGUAUUAAACACAGGAUAGUGCUGCGCUGUGGACAAAUGAAAGUGAAUGGACUGUAAAAGUUGGAGGACUGAGAAGUGUGGUGUUAGUCACAGCUCCAGACAGAGCCUGGACUCUGUAACUCUCUUGAGUGUGUGUGUGUGUGUGUGUGUGUGUGUGUGUGUGUGUGUGUGUGUGUGUGUGUGUGUGUGUGUGUGUGUGUGUGUGUGUGUGUGUGUGUGUUGGAUCUGAUUCACUCCGAAACCCCCUUCCACUCAGUUUUAAAUCAGGACUUUAAGGGGGUCUGACUUUCAUCAGUUUAGAGACCAAAGUUGACUUCACUUAUACCGCCUUGUUUAGAUCUGUGUUUAUACGUGUUGUCAGAGCUGGAACAUGUUGUAACCAAGUGACACCUACAUGAAUCAUUGAACAAUCAAUGGUGUGUAGAUACAAUCUGUCCAGUAGGUGUAUAUUUCUUCAGAUAGAGUAAUUAGAUUACAUCUACAUCAUAUGAAAUGUUUUUUUUUUUUUGUGUUUUAAAUCCUUUUUCAUGAAGUGCAGUUUUCAGAUAUUCAAACAUUGACUGUAUCUAAAGUGGAUCAAAUUUGUUUCAGCAGACUGUUGCAAACCUGCCAACAUUUAGGUUAUAAAAUUCAGGAGAAUUUGUGGCGCGAGCCAGGAAGUUUUGGGGUUACCUUGUAUGGUGGAUAUGAGCUAAUUAUGAGAGCAUUUGUAAUUAAAUGGCUCAUUUAAAUAAGUAUAAGUGAAGCUGCGCACUUUUUUGUUUUAACAACAACAACAAAAAUAGUAGCUAUGAUAUGCCUUGAACUAAUUUAGUCCACUAAUAUUAGUGUUAAAGUCCUCGUAUGUUUUACAUGCUCUCUCCCGUAUGAAGGUCUCUGAACAUCUGUGCGUGCAAUACAGCACUCUUUUAUCCAAGACUCUGAACGUAAAUAUUAUAUCUCACGUUUGUUUCCCUUUCAUUAAAGUGUUAAUGAGCACUGUGUAAACCGACCUGAAUCAUCCCAAAUUGUAAAGUUAAAGUAUCAAUCCAGUGUCUGUGAGGCUCAGCAGAAACACAGGACUAUCUUCACUUGUCUGGAAACUUGGCAUCUUUGGACAAAUAUAGUGGUCCGAUUCAUUGAACCUGGACCAUGCAAACUACAGGAGAUUCAUGGGAGGUGGGUGGGAGAUAGGUCUGAAAUACGGGAGAGUCCCAGGAAAAACAGGAUUGUUUGCAGGUAUGCUGUUGGACGUUUUUUGCUCCUGAGACUCAAGCUUAACCUUGUAAUGAGUUUCCAAUGAUCCUGAUGCUCAGUACAUUUAAAAAUAGAUUUAUGACAUUGGUCCAAGUAAAACUGGACAUUUAAAAACAUGAAAACACGUUAGUCCGACUUGCAAAGCCAGGCUUUGAGCUGGUGGUUGAAUAGCAUGGAUGCGUUGCUAGGAAGCCAAGUAGUUGAUAAAACCUCAACAAGCGAAGAAAAGAUGUAAAAUACCGUGACUUUCCAAUCUUAAAAAUUUCAGGGUAUGGAGAUGUUAAAGUGACUUUCUCUUUCUGCAAAGAAACAACCACCUUAAAUAGCGAUGAAACCAGUGAGUGAGUGUUCUUCUCAUGACCGCUUCAACAUUUAGAUAAGAUGAGAUAUGCUUAUAUACAGCAGGAGUCUUUUGGUAAAACAGAAAAAUCUGUUCCUCAGUCAUAGUCACAGCCACUCAUCAUGCAUAGAGAUGACUUUCUGGUUUGAAGCAUUGACCUCCACGUCUGAGCUGCUUAAUUCUUUUUGUAGUUACACACCUGGAGUUAAUCUCAUAUGCAGACACGUCUAGUGCUCUUCAAGUCUGUCAUCAACAGGUUCUCACUCCUCUGACAGCUCUGGAGAAAAGUCACCACAGAGAAGUGUAGCCUCUCUUCUGUGUCUGAGGUGACUCACAGUUUUCAUUUCUAUAGUUUACCCAACAAUCAGUCAAUACACCUAGCUAAUUUCUGUUAUCUUUUAUUGUGUAGUUGCCCUUUACAUGUUAAAUCCAUGACACUCCACUGCUGCAGACAUGAUUCAAACCAGGACAUGAAUAGUUCUAGUCAAGAGUAGCACAGAAAUCUUCAUAUAGGUAUGUUAACUCAGCUAUUAAACUUAUUUUCUAAAAUGCAAAUUUUGAUCCGCUCAGACAUUUCUUCUUCCAAGUAUCCUUAAGUGGGGGUCAACUCGACAGACACAGCCACAGCUUUUCUGGAGGUAGGCCUACAACUUCACAGGGACCCUCACCAUUGUGGGAUUUCCCACAGUCCUCUGUGUGUGUGGCCUGACUCAGAUGACAACACUGCGGCUCUUUUGCUUCUCACAGGCAGAAACAGAAUAUCAUGUUGGAGUGUCACCAGCAGCUUACAUCAGCCAGAGCGCUCAAACCACCGAACACCAAAGAGUAAUCCUGCGUGUUAUCUGUGCGCCAAGCAGCUAACGGCCUACUUUCUGUGUGUUUGCUGAACAGGAGCAGGCCCGCAUGCUGCAGAUGGGCAUCACUGGACCAGAGGGGCACGUGCUGAGCCGGCCAGAGGAGGUAUAACUCUAACAUACAGAAUACAUAUAUAAGGGCAGUGUAGACAGGAUUUAAAGCUCCUUAUCCUACUUUCAACAGUCAAAUACUGCACAAUAGAGCAUCUAUAACCGAUCCGUCUCUACACUGAUGGGUCAUAAAGAGGCAUUCAUGUUAAUUAAAACCUGCUUUAUAACCAGUACAAAAGUAUUCAAAUGAGCUUUAAACAUGUGAGAACUAAAAAAGGAUUUCAUAUUGAGGUGCAGAAAUAAGAGUUUUUAUUGAAUUAUUGAGAGUUUUAUUGUAUUUUGAUCUGAUUCUUGAUAUUUUGUCAAUCUUACGUACACUAAACUCUCUGCUCCUGCUACAUCUUGCCAGAAAACAGCUGAUUUUUGAGGGGGCGGGAUUGAUAGAUUAUGGUCUCAGAUCAGUGAAUUAAACUGGCAUACAGCAGAAACUGAGCUUUAGGCUGUAUCAGAGGCUUAGACCAGCGCUGGUAUUAGAAACAGUCAUUUGAACUCUGUAAAUGUAGUUUUUGUGCUUCUGUUUUUAAUAUACACUGACUAAGAUUCUCCUAAAUAUACAGUUUAGUUUUUUAAAGAUCCAUGUGAAGCAGUCAGGAUACAGUUGCAUAUGCAAACACAGUCUCUGGUUCCUCUGGUUUCUUUAACAAACAGCAGAAUAAAGCUGUGCAGCUUCCCUGCUUUUAGCCUGACAUGGAUUUUCCACUCUGCCGUGUGGUUUUCCCACCAGUGUUAGUGUCAUGCUGUGAAUUUGAUUUAUAGGACUCAAACUUACUAUCUUAAUUAAAUUUAACAGAGUUGGAAGACUGACUUAUCAGUGCCUGGUGUCUUGUUUGGUUUCUUUUAUUGGUUCUUGGACUCGGGUUGAACUUGUGCACCGGCACACAAUGAUCAGCUCUAGUGCUGUUUGUGCGUCAUCCUGCAGACUGAAAAACAAGUGUAUCAGAGACAGCCGUCACAUCUGGCGCUCUAUUAGGCUCUCUACUUUCUGCUUUUCUAUGUACUGGUUACUAUGCAAGAUGUUAUUGUGCCUCACCGCUUUAGAAAAACACUUGAAAAUGGAGCGAGGAACAUUUGAUGAUCACAAACCUCAAAGUCUUCCAUUAGGGUGGAAGAAAAUUAGCAAGUUUUGUAACAUGAAUAUCUUCUGUAAUCCUUACUCUAAGCAACUGAAUAAUUUAAAAUGACAAGCUUCCCUCUUGGUUUAAACGGCAUUAUUGAAAUAAUACAGUUCUGGAAAUAACUAAUGCGAUGUGGUCAAGAUAUUUUAAGUGUGUUUGAGAAAAUCCUAAUGGGAAAACCGUCUAUAAGUCAACCACAAUGUCCUGUCCCUCUCCUGCAGCUGGAGGCGGAGGCCGUGUUUCGUGCCAUCACCAUCGCCAGCCAAACCAACUGUCCUCUCUAUGUGACCCGGGUCAUGAGCAAGAGCGCCGCUGACAUCAUCUCACAGGCCCGGAAAAAAGGUAAAGGGGACGAAACAAACACUUGAUAUAAGAGAAGGUUUUGUUAAAUGUGAGUGUGCUUCUUAUGAAUAAUGUUCCUUGUAGGAUAUGAGGCGUCCUUGUUAGCAACUACAAGCUAAAACAGAGAGUAAAUUGUGUAUUUCACGAACAUUUAAAGGGUUUUAUUUUUACAUGAUAUUUGUGAAAAGGUUGUGGUUUGGGCUUUGUUUGUUGUUGUUUUUUCUUAAAAAAACUCAGGAAGUCUUCAGUGUUUUUGAAUCAGAAUGAUGAAACAGACUGCCCGGCUUCCUGGUGUGGUGGGCAUGUCUCUUAGUGUCUAAGAGGGACUUUAUAAAGCUCAAAACAAGCUGCUCGGAGACUCACAUUUGGGGAUUCCACUGUAAAGUCUGAAUCAGAGCAACUGACCUCCUUUCACUUUGAAUAUAUGUUGAGUUUUCUGAUCUGGGCUCCAGAUUUCUGCUGCUUUUCAUGUGGAAUUAAAAUCCAAAUGCCACCGCACCUUUGACCUAUCAAGACAAACCCGGGAUCUUCUCUGAGGCGGCAGCUGUACACAGACUUUGGGUCUGCUCCACAUCAUGAAAACAAUGCUUCCCUCAGAGGAAACUUGAUAUUUGACGUUCAUGUCUUUUGUUGUUAAACAAGAGGUCAGAGGAAUCUGAGGGGCUGUGAUGGAUUUCAAAAACUUCAGAGCUUGAAGUGGAAGAAGAAGAAUGUAUGUUGUGAGUUUUUGAGGUUUUCACAGGCAGCGCUAACCUCAACAUCCUUCUGCCGUUUCAUAGAUCCGACAGGCUUGACAUCUUGGUUUAAUUCUCAUGCUAGUUACCGAGGGGAAUCAAACCCUCACCUCAUGCAUGAAAGAAAGCUUUGUAAGAUCUGAGCCAAUAUGAUUUCUUCUACAUUGCCAAAGGGUGAUGUUUUGCUUCUCAGAGAUUUGGCAAUGUUCCUCCUCUACAAACACGCCGAUGAAUUAUCGAUGUUUUUAGCAAGAUUAACCUGCUGGGGAAUUAAUCAGACUCGGCUGGUGAAACUCAUGCUCUGGAAAUCGCAGUGAUUCCCUGAUACGAAUCAAUCUGAUACACUCGACAUUUGAUACACUAAUGUUUCUUUCCCAGGAAAUGUUGUGUUUGGGGAGCCAAUCACAGCCAGCCUGGGGACUGAUGGGACGCAUUACUGGAGCAAGAACUGGGCUAAGGCGGCUUCUUUUGUAACAUCACCUCCUCUUAGUCCUGAUCCAACCACUCCAGACUAUUUGAAUACACUGCUGGCCAGGUAGGUAUCACAACCAGUCUCUGUUGUUAAACCUAUUUUCCUGUACCUAAUGACAGAAUUAUAUCUAUUUUAACUCUAAAAUGUUCGAAAAACAAAACUCAGCAACUUAAAACAGUAAAUUAAUUUUAACUAUGGAUCACCUACCUUGUAAGUGAGUUUAAAGCUCCUGUUGAGAACUCUUAGAUUGUGCUAACAUUGACACCUCCUCAUGUCUUAUCCUGUAAAUAAAAAAAAAAAGUAUUUAUGUACAAAAACCUCUUCCUCUUGUCUUUUAAUAAUAAUAUCAUGUAUCAUACCUACCUCCUUACUGCAGCUUUAAAACGAUAGAGUAAUGAUCAGCGUUGUUGCUCGCGGUUUUGUUCGACUUUGAAGGCCAGAAAGAAGCAUCAGUUUCAGUUUUAGUCUGUUUCUCAACCAGGUAAAAACUCCUCAUAGUUCCUUUAAAAAAAGUUCAGUAUACACUAUAAAACUUUAUGUAAACACAGACUUAUUUCAGCUUAUCUGCAGAUCUUCUAAAUCUUUAUACCUUUGUGUCAUUUGAUAUGUGCAGUGUGUGAUUGGGAAUAAAUAAAACUGACAAUCCUGAGAAAUUUCACACUUUCUCUAAUUGUUGAUCCCCAGUUUCUAGGUUGUUACACACACACUCUGAUCGUUUUGUUUCUACAACUUAAUUUGUUCUCAGUGGUCUUUAAAUUGUGAUUAUGAAGUUUUUAGCCAAAGUUGCGUUACCGGUGUCAUUUUUAAGGUCUUUUCUUCUGCAGAGCUCCAGUAGCUCAUUAGCAAUUCACCUCUGAGUCGUGGGCGGAGACAGCGCUGCUUUGCACACUCCUCUUCACGUUAGCUUGUAGCCUAACAUUGCCGGUGUAGUAGAAGUAGCAGGUAACAUAGGAGCUAUUCAGCUCUCGGAAUCUAAUGUCUUUGGGGACAUGAUGAAAGUUAAUAUCAUAAUUAGCUUUCUCACGAGCCUUGCAAUCUGCAAAAUCUCCGAGUUAGGCCUGCAUAGCAAGGCUCCGGGGGCGGAGCUUGCAGCUGUGACAUAGGAAAUCUCACUGUAUCUGAUCCUGCUGUUUGUGUCUGCCAGAGAUUCACAGCGACUUGAAGCAGAAAUACUCAUAAAUGCAAUUUCCCACUUACCUUUCUCAUGAUAUGUCCUGUAGCGUCAGAAAAAUGCCACAUGAACAUGUAGACAACAAGAGAAACAUGAUUUUCAUCAGAGUGGGUCUUUAAUUCUGAAUAAGUAGAUCUACAUCCAGCAUGUCUAGUGAUUUUAAAAAGCAGUGCCAUGUGUAUAAAUUAGUGACUCACCUUAUAAGCCACUGAUCAUACACUGACUAAUACUAUAAUUCAUACAGUGGACUUCCAUAAUCUGUGUGUUCAAUGGCAGAGUGGAAAAAGAAAUGUCGAACACACCUCCUGAGUCCUGAGAGGCUGAAAUCUGCCUCGUAAACAACAACGAGCCUGCCAGGAUCACCUGGCUCUGAAAGGCAAUGAGAUAAGACGCUGUCAUUGGUUUGGUUCAUGUUACUCCCGAAACACACUUAAGAAUAAACAAAGGACUACAUCCAACCUCUUAGUGCUCUUAAAAUAGAGUACAUCUGUAACUCAUGAGGGUCCUGAUUUCAAAUGGGGUGCUUGUUUGGCUCUUAAAAAAGAUUUAAAAGAAAGCAUACGAACUGAAAAAAAGGGAGAGGGUUGUUGCCUGUAGUAAUACAUUAAAAUAACUUGUUGAAGUUAAAUUGAGAAGUGGAGUUUCUCCUCACUGGUCAGUACAAAAAAUGCAGUUUUGAUGCAGCUGUGCAUCAGUAUCUCACCCCAGAAACAGACUUUGUGCACUUCUGAUUCACUUUGAGCAGUAAGUGAGUUGGAUUGUUUUGUAACACAGGAAAUCUGUCAUGGUUAGUACUGUCAGAGUAAAUUCUGGCAUGAGACAAAAGUAAUAAAUGAACAGACAUUUUUUGCUCUUGUGGACCCUUGGCUGAAAACAAUAAACAUUUCCUGUCGUGAUUGUAGAACUUGGCCCGCAUGCAAAGCUCCUGCUGAACUAAUAUUUACCUUUACUCUAUCUCAACUCUGUUUUCUUUCUUUCCUUUCAGUGGAGACCUGAGUGUGACCGGCAGUGCUCAUUGUACCUUCAGCGUGGCCCAGAAGGCCAUUGGCAAGGACGAUUUCACUCAGAUCCCUGAAGGGGUCAACGGAGUGGAGGAGAGGAUGACUCUUAUCUGGGACAAAGCUGUGGUGAGGACUGCAUAUUUUUCGACACCUUUUGUUCAGAUUUGGCAGACAAAAAGGGAGGAGCAAAGAAGAUAGAUAUGAAGAUUUAUUCAGAAGUGUUUUAUCUUGAUUCAGUCCCGGAGGAGAGGAAGACGUCUGUAAGCUUUAGUUCAGUCGUCUCCUCUCCCAGUUUGAAGUUUCCGCAGUUAGUCCACACCUUACCUUUUUCAUUCCUGGUGUUUCUAUUUUUACUGAGUUUUGUAGGACGCUCUUCCUCCCUGUCUUCUUCUUUUUAUCUGGCUGUCUAGUUUCCCUACACUCCCUUGACUUUACGCUCUCUUUUUUUCUCUCUCUCCCUCCUGUUUUUGGUUUUAUCUCAGUGUCUUGCUGUCACUGUUUCUGCAUUCCUCUCCCUUUUCCUUUUCUAUCUCCACAUCUGUCCUUUUCUUCACCCUCGGUUACAGCACACUGCCCUCAUUUCUUCCCCUCAGCAUUCUGGGUAUAGACACAAAGCGUGCGGCUUCAGACUGCUGUGUAUAAUAUGUGGAUUGGCUUUUAGGAGGUUGAACUGAUCAUCUGACAGAGACAGUUGAGACUGAUAAAGCAGAUAAAACCAGUAAAUACGUAAGAGUAAUAAAAUACAUUGAAGCCUUUAAGUUGAUUAAAGGUCAGUAAAAAAACACUAUAGAGUUGAAAGCAUGAACAUCAGGAUUCAUAAAUAACUAUUUUAUGCAAAAAUCAUGUGUCAUGUGACUCUUUGCCAAAACACGUAUGUUGUCAAAAUGGGUACAGUUGUACCUCAUGACCACUUUUUAAAGGCACUGUGAGGCUGUUUGCGUGUUUUCAACUGAUUUUUAAAUAAGUUUUGCCCCUAAACUGAUGCACAGUUGGAAUUUCCAUACUUUUCCAUACCCUACUUUUGGGAAUUAUUUUUGGAAAAACCUACUUUUCUAUUUAAGAAAACAGUAUUUUAGAGCUGUGGUAAUAGUCUGGAAACAUGAAUAUUUUUCCAUACUUAAUUUUUCUAUUUCCAUUCUUUUAAAGACCUGGAAAUUGAUCAAAUUUAUUUCUGUACUUUUCCAUAUAUUUGUAGGACUUUAAUGAUAAUGUGCAAAUAUCAGUGUCAAAAUUGGUUCUGUCUUUUCAAUUAAUUUCCACAAAAAAACUGUUAUCCAUCACUCGCCCCUAAAUGGUUGUUUUUAACUCCCCUGGUAAAGUUUGGCAAUAAGAACUAAGAGACUUUUUUCUUGUGUAUUUGUUGGACUCUUUGUUGACUAUUUGUUGUGACUUAUGAGCUAGUCUGGAGCAGGACUAGCAAAAAGUUGUGAACAGAAUUUCAUCCUGAUGCCAGCGUGUGACUGGUUCACUGCUCUUCUGGGACAAAAGAGUUAAACUGUCUGCAUAUUUAUGAUAUUUGGACACUUAGUGGGCCACAUCAUAACACUGAGGCUGUGACAGGUGACAUUAAACUGGUCGCCUUUUGUUACCUAACAGUUUAUAUAUCAGUUUUCACUAUAUGUGUCAUUGUUACACCACUUUAAUCUUAAAUCAACACAGUACUUUAUCGCUCUGCUUCUUGCAGAGCAAAGACAAAUACCGUUAAAAACGAAGAUUUGUAUUCCAAAGCAGAUUACAGCAGUGGCAGACUUGGUACUUAUGGGAAAUGCAGUCUCCGUCCCCCAAAAUAAUGCAACUGUUUUUCUUCCAAAGGCUGACCAAGUGACUUUGCUAAGUGACUAUUUGCUUUGAUGAAUCAAUGAGGACAUUAAAGCAAACAAAUGAGCAGAUGAGACAUAAGAAGUCGGCUAGUUUGCUUCCUUCUAAGUAGCCCUAUAAGAUGAUCUCUUUUUAUAAUGCUCACUUUCCUCUUUUUUGUGUUCGUCUCUCUCACAGACCACAGGUAAGAUGGAUGAGAACAUGUUUGUGGCCGUCACCAGCACCAAUGCGGCCAAGAUCCUGAACCUGUACCCUCGUAAGGGCCGGAUCGCUGUGGGCUCUGAUGCUGACCUGGUCAUCUGGGACACAGACUCCAUCAGCACCAUCACCGCUAAGACACACAACUCGGUAUGUACAGUGGACAAGUCGCAUUUAACCUUAAGUUCUGUUGUAGGCUGGGUCCAAAAUAAAAAAAAGCUGAUUUUUAGGAAAAUAAUGAAGCAUUAUACGAGAUAAGCCUCCACUCCUGUGUGUAUGUUUGCAGAGACAGAGAGAGAGAAAGAGAGAGAGAGUCAGGGAAUGAGAGCGCAUACUUGAGCAGCUUCCAGAGAGCUCUCAGUUCCUCUGAGCGGAAAUGAAGUCUCAGUGGAUGUUCGCUGCUAAUACGCCUCACAGUGAACUCAUCCUCAAUGUAAAUCAGAGCCACAUUAAACCCUAAACCCCUCUAAGAAUGUGAACCACUCAGAUGCACACAUUUAUCCAAAUACAACCAUCAUACUGUUAGCAAGCAGUCUCCAAAAUGCCCAUGUACAGUAAAUCAACGGGGAAACUAUGUGCUGUAUAAUCAGGAGGUAUUUCCACCCGUGUGUAUCACGUUCUCCAGAGCAGAUCAUCCUGAAUAGUUUUAUGAUUGGACAACCAAAAAGGGUUUAGAGUAAAUACUCAUACUUGAAAUAAUUUUCACAAGCUCCAGAGAUUUGUAACAUCUGCGAAGAUUGCUGUUAGGAAAAACAGCUUAACUUAUGAGUAAGGCAGCUUUGGUUUUGGGAUGUUUAGUGGGAUAAAUCUCUCUGAAACAGAAUCGGUAGAUUAAGAAGACCAGAAUUUACUCCAUGAUUCUCCAUCUGAACUGACUUUAAGGUGCCCUGCAGAAUUAAAUGAUAAAAACAGCUUUAGGACAACACAGAUUUUCAGCGUGAGUUACAGAGAUUUAUGACUUAUACUUCAUAAUCGAGCGUAAACUGGAAAGACGGAGGAAAACAGGUAAAUCCUCUGUUCUCUUUUAAGAUGAAACAUAAAAUUUCAUUUAUUCAAAAUAUGAACCAUAAUGGAGACAUGUGAUCCAAUAACUCGCUUUAAAUACACAAAACAUGGUGAAAAAAACUUUGUUCCAGUUGUCAUGUGUUUAGAGUUAAGUAUCAAAACAAAAGAAACCUUAUUAGAAGCACAUGGAAAUGUGUUAUCUAAGGCAGACGUUUUGCUCCUUUACUUGUUGGGUUUCAGACAAAGAGCCUCAUGAACACGGAUUCUUUUUCACUCGCUCACACAUUUGACAUGAACUCUGCGUGGACGGUUCACUCAGAAUCAGCACAUGUGAGUGACGAGCUCUCUGCUGCCGCACAGAUAUGGGAAGAUUGAGAACAGGAAGUGUCCGGACGGGAAAUUGCAGCUUUGCUAACAGAGAUAUAUACACUAGAGAAGAAUGCAGUUACUCAAAGUGUUUGCAGGUCACACAUGGGAAAACAAAAUACUGCUGCUCUGUGUCCAGAUGGAGAAACAGAGAAAGCUGGACUAAUAAUACACCUCCUCUGAAUAUGGAGUACAUCCUCUGAGGAUCUGUUAUGUAACAAUGUCACCCUGUCAUUUCCUGCUGGAGGUCCCCUCAGAUAAAGAAGCAGAAGACGAGAGCAUGGAAGCUCCCCGUCCUGAUAAAUCCAUCUUAAUGGAUAGCCUGAUGCCAGACCAAACAGAGGCCGCCUUGUUUAGCAGCACAUCUGACUGAGGAGCGCAUUAUCCAAUAGAGUAAACAAGACUAAAACCGCACUGUUGCUUUGCCUCCUUAUCGGCGAGCCCACAUCUGGUCUGCAUUUCUUGUUGUUAUCAACAUGAAAAUACAUAGAUACACAUGAGGGUUUUCAGACACAUAGACAUAAACAGGCAAAAACACACACACACACAAAUGGAGACACACUCGUCUUAGUCAUGACAUCAUGUUUGGCAUGCUGUGGCUCUUAGUUAUGUCCUGUUCUGGCCUGAAUUUGGACGGCAGCAGAAAACAGAGCCGUGUGCAGAGGAAAUCAGCAACAAUGGAAUGAGGGGAGGGGACCAUCACAGAUCACAAACAAGCGGAGGAAAGAAAGCUGGCAUGAAGGAAAACUGCAAAAACUGAGCAUGGUAGGAGGAGGGAAAGAGAAGAGAAGAAUGGAAAGUAGAAAAAAAAAAGGUUGAUUGAAUUGAGGAGACAGGAAUCUGGAGAGGGCAAUGUGGGAAAAGUGAUAAGUGCAGUGUGGGUAUGAACCAGCUGGAUGAGGGCAGCUGUUGGUACAUGCCAUAGAGACAAGUGUAAGAAAGUCAGUGAUGAAUGAUAAAGAACUGGAGAGAGUGUGGGAGUGAGAGGGGCGAGAAGGAAAAAAACUGAGGUUAUACAUCUGCUUCACGUGUCCUCAUCCAUCCUCCAACAGCACCCCCUGUUGUCACCUCGCUGCUGGAGGGGCUUAUUUUGGUAUUUAUUUCCCAAAACAGAAUUUUUAUUGAUACAAAAAAUAAUAAAUAGGGAAAAAUCAAACUAAUCUUUAAGCCCCAUGACUCUUGAACUAUUUCGUGAACACAUGUUAGUUUCAGUUAAAGUCAUCGUCAUGGGAACUUUUUUGCAAACUUUUUGUCGGCCUAUAAAACUUGAUGUUGAGUCAUAUCAUAAAUUAUAUUUAAAAAGGCCAGGAUGCUCGAUUGAUUCAGGACUUAUUCCUUCACUCUCUGUGGAUUUUGGGUCAUAUAUCAUAGCUGCACCUGCUCUUAAUUUUUAGUGCAUUGAUAUUACAAGAGCUUUUACCGUAUCCUGUGUAUUUUAUUGUAGCCACAUACUGUAUAUCCUAUUGCCGAAUUCUGGUGUGUUUGUUGUUCCAACACCGCACUGUGGAGCUCCUUAAGGGACAGGAUGCUCCACCUGAAGUGUGUGACGGAGAGGUAUCCAAGGUCAUUCCUUCCUGCAUCUGUCAGACUCCACAACAGAAACCUCAGUGUGCAAUAAACCAUAUUUAUAUGUAUAUUCUGUACACAUGUAUAUCAUAAGACUCAUGUACAUAUAUUUUUUUUUAACUCCAAGUUUCUUUAUCCUUUAAUUUCUCUUUUUGUAUCUGUAUUCAUGCUGCUGUAAAUUGGAGUUCCCCCCUGUGGGACUAUUAAAAGAAUAUCUUAACCUAAUAUUAAUGAUCUCCUGUUUGUUCUGCAGGCUGCUGAGUACAACGUCUUUGAGGGUAUGGAGCUGCGUGGAGCCCCUCAGGUGGUGAUCUGCCAGGGGAAGAUCGUUGUGGAAGAAGGAAACCUGCACAUCACCUCCGGCGUGGGUCGCUUCAUUCCCUGCUCUCCCUUCCCUGACUUUGCCUACAAGCGAGUUAAGGCCAGGAAGCAGGUAAAUACAGGAAUCCCUGUAAAUAAAUAUAUGAAAUGCAGUGUCUUUUAAAAGGGGAAACUCUGAUUUUUAACUGUAUUAAGCUACCCUUGUACAGACAUGUCCAACAUGAAAUGACAAGAAGCUGACAAGCCCCUCAUCCUGCUGCGCCGUGCUGGGGGGAUUUCCACAUUUCUUGAGUUGUGCUGUACUCUGUUGGAUCACAGUAGCUGCGUUUACAUGGGCACAAAUUAUCGGACUAAUGGCCUAAUUGGAAUAAAAAAGCGUCAUGUAAACAUGUCGAUCGGAAAAUUCUGAUCCAAUUCGGCUCAAUCGGAAAGAAAUUGUAUUCAGAUUGAGAGGGGUGGUUUAAGGCCGAUUGCUAUUCCGAAACGCGUCCAUGUAAACACUUAUUCCAAUCGUGACUCUGGCAUUAAACACAACCGGAGGAGCCGUGUCUGCUCCUCCAGUAACAUAACAAGGCAUACAUACCAACCUUUGACAGAACAGUCAAAUGAGUAAGCAAGGGCGCCAUCUAGUGACAACAUUUAACAGGGGGGAAAAUCCUGAAUUGGACAGAGUGAGCCACUACUGCGUUUGUUGGUCUGUUGACAGCACAGGCGUCAAUACAACUCUUCUUCUGCAGUUGUUUUAGUGAAAUCAGACGACUCUGCGCAUGUUCUAAAGCUUCUAAUCUGAAUAAAGCUUGGUGCAUGUAUACACACGUCAUGAUCGGAUUAUUUGAUUUUGCACCCAUAUAAACAGUGGAUUCAGAUGAUCAAAUUUUUUAAUCAGAUCAAGAAAUUUUCCCCAUGUAAACAUGGGUAAUGAUGUCUGAUAACUGCAGUGCAGAUGGGAAUAUUUGUUGCAUUUUAUAAUUGCUAACUAAGUGACACAGGAGCAGAUUAGGAGAAAUAGGAGUCUGGAGGUAGUAGACCGAGCCUAAUAGAUUGUAAGGAGGGAAUUAUGGGAGUUUUGGCUGACAUAAACCUUUCAGCGCUGGAGGAAAAAAGAAGGGCGAAAAAGGAUGGAAAUGGGAUGUGGGGGGGGGGAUGCUUUACAGUAAGUCUGACAUCACCCUCUGAUGUAGAGCCACACAGGGCUGGAUUCACUGUUACACUCUAAUGUAAAAAAUCCAUGCAGUGAGGGUGGUCGACGGUUUGUCAGAGGGAGACCUACCACAUACAGGAAAAGGGUCACCACAGUAUACACUUAAAAAAGAGGAGCGGCCGAGAGAUGGUCAAAGAGCAGGAAAAAGCCUUUCUUGUGUCAAAAGUAAGAUAUCAAAUACAAAUUCAAGGUGUUUAGCAAAGUGGGACACAAAUAUCUCAAUCUUUGAUCCUUUGAAAUGAAUCUGAUUGAUUGUAGUCAGACAAAGCCUCUUAGGAAACCGAGGUCAGCACUUUAAUUUUCAGGAAUAUCUGCUCUAAUAUAUUCAGAUGUCUGUAUACCACAAAAAGUUCCUAAAAAAGAGCCAAGAAUCCUAAGAGUUGAACCCAACUAUUUGAUCUAUACCAUCUUAAAGUGAAAACAGACCCCGCGCUCUGCUCUCUUACUUACGGGGCCAAAAAUCUUAUUGUUCCUCCAUUUCCUAAUUUGCAGCUGGCUGCUGAUGAGAAAAUGGAGCUGCAGCAGCAGUGAGCUGUUUAUCUUGGUAGCCGUCACUGUUAUGCUUUCUUCGCUCACAGAUGUCUCUUUUUAACUCCUGACAGAGCUUCCAAGAUUCCUCUAAGUCACGCCACUGACAGACACAUUGACAGACUGACACACUGAGGGAAAGACAAUGCUCUGUUUCAUUGCAAGCAUAAACUUGAUCUGAAAGCCGUUUGGGGCUCCCGCUGCUCCAGUGUGCACAAGCGUUAGCGUACUUGAUGUGUUUGUGUUUGUUUUCUGCGAGGAUGUGUAAAUCUGGAUCUGGUUCCCAGCAGGAAAAAAAAAGUCUGAAAAAUGCAUAAAUUAUUCAAAGACAAGCAGUUGCACAAACAACCAUGUAAUGUAAACCAGGUGCUGACUUGGUUACUUAAAUCUUCUCUGAUACUACACUGUGUUUCUUUGUUUCUAACCAUCCUUUUCUCCUCCUUCUUCUUCUUCUUUGCUCUGCUUGUUCUUCCCGCAGCUGGCCGUCCUGAGGGCAGUGCCCAGAGGAAUGUACGACGGGCCCGUGUCUGAAUUCUCCCUCUCCCGUGGUGGUACCCCCUCUGCCUCAGCGCGUACCUCUCCCACCAAACAGCCUGUCAGAAACCUGCAUCAGUCUGGAUUUAGUCUAGCAGGUAACCCUGCACCCUGCGGUGAGCCCAGCUUCUUUCUACACCCCCCUGCCCAUUUACCACUCAGUCCCUCUCAUCUGUUCGGUGUGUACUGAUUCAUGUCGGAGCACGUAUGUUCAUUAGUCCAUGCUGUGACAAACAUGAGACUUUUAGCAUGUAGCCUCUCUCUCUUAAUAGGCCAUGAUAAUAAGCCGUAAGCCUGUAGCAUGACUGAGCUGAGAGUCUCUCAUUAUUCUGCUUCGUGCUUUAUGAUGUGCCGAGUAUGGCAUGCAUUUAUUGGCAGUAUUACAGGCUCCUCUUUAGCGGGUUUAUACAGAGUUUAUAUGACAAUUUGCCUGUUUAUGUUUGUCAUAAAGUUGGCUCCUUUGCGUUUUUAUGACUCAACAAACAGACAGCAUGAAACUGAAUUUAUGUCUAUAAUCAGUGAAGGUCGGCUGGUUCAGUGUGGUUAGACAUGAAGUCAUCAUCUUAAUUUAAAACAAUACAAAUUCUGUUUUCACUCAUACUCAUCCAUAAUCUAAACUGUAUAGGACAUUUUUUUUGCAAACACACAGAAAAUGAUCGCCUCUAUUAUCCAGCAUUUCUGCAUGAUUUUGGCCCAGAUUUUUUGUUUCCUUUAAUUUCAAAGCAUGCAUACAGUUUAUUGAGCGCUCUUUCCUUAUUCUAUAUCUCAAUAUAUUCACUUUUCUUCCUUAGUGCGUGCAGAAACUCUGUGAAAUGACUCACCUCUAAAAAAAAACGCACCUCUGAUCCUCCCUCGUGCUCUAUUUUAAUCCUUUUUUGAUCACAUUCAGGACACUCUGACCUCAAACCACAUCCACUUUGCGAUGUCAAGUUACAGUCGGAAGUGUCUUUUUUUUCCAUUAGCACUUGUAAGUCACGGUGGAAAUGAAAUUUGGCUGAAGGCCUGAAUUGUUCAGCGUACAAGAUGUCAUUUAAGGCAUCUGGACAUGGUCUAUGAGGACAGCCUAUCUAAUGUGAGAGAUCACAACACCAUAUGGUCACAUUCAACAUCUGUUCCAUUACGCAGAGCUGCUGAGUGACAGUCUAAUGAUGUUCGAAUGUAAGGUCAGCACUGAGUUAGCUCCGAUGUAGAAAGUGAGUGAAUAAAAAACCUUUUUUUUUUGUCAGGAACUGAGACUCUAAACUCAAAAAGCAGAUAGUGAGUAUUUACACUGCUUUAUGUCAAACAGAGAAACCAGAGCUGGUCAUUGUGUCCUGUCUGGUGGACUAAAUGUGUCUGUGUAAAUCAAUGACAGCAAACUCUUCAAACCUGGACACAGCACAGCUGCGCUCACCGCAGUCUUGGAUGGUUUUGUCAAUGCAUACAGCAGGCCUGUGCAGUUUCCUCUGUGAAAGGGUCACUUAUAAACCUAUGUGGACCUCCAGAGCGAGAAAUACAGAUGCAGCUCACAAAAGUAGAAUCUCACGAAAAGUUAGUUUUUUUCCCCCAUGGGUGAAUUAAAAAAGUGAAACUUCUGGAUAAUUUAUGGUGACCAUAUUCUGAUUCCCCUAAAAGAGGACACGACUAUGCAAGGUGGAGUCACAGAGUCACACUCAGUACAUUUUGAGUUUUUCGGGUCGGGUUGAGUGUUUUUACGGGCUUAUAACUCAGUAAGUCCACACAACACAAACUUAAAACUUCCAUGCAAAACCCCGGCCGGACAGCCCCCCCAAAAACAUGUCUGGGCAAAAGAGGACAUAUGACUCAAUAAGCUGAUUAUAGUUCUUUUCAGGACUGAAAAACUAACUUUUCCACAGUCUUCUUAUUUUUUUGUGAGCUUUAACCAUCAAGAUUCAAACAAUAUAAGUCUUGAAAUAUUUCAUUUUCUGUGUGAUGAAUCUAGGAGUUUCACUUUUUGUGUAAAUUCUGUAGUUAAGUUUCUAACUGGACAAAAUUAUAGAAAAAUGAAUGACCCAGAACCUUUCCUUUUAUAUUUGCAGUUUUCAUUGAUUAAUAAAAGGCCAGAUUGAGGUCAUUCAAGGGCCCGAUCCAGCCUCAGGGCACACAGUUUCAUGUCAAAUAGUUUAAAAAAAAAAGAAACUCAUUGUGGGAAAGAAGUCCUAAGUAGAAAUGUUUUGGCUGUGUUUAGCAACCUGCUUUUACAAGCAUAUCUGAUGUAUGUAAUAGCUCAUCGAUGAACAAAGAGCGUGACCUCCUCUGGAAAGAAUUCCCACUUUUAGGUUCAUAAAUUUAGAGAGGAGUAAAGCAGCUCCUGGUUUCUCAGGCUUUGUAAUCAUUCUGUGUGUUUAAGAAUACACACCCUCCUGUAUGACUGCACUGAGUCAGUCUCUUGUCUAUUUUAGUUUUUCCAGAGCCACCACAUACAGAGUGGAUUAACUUGUCUGGAAGGAGUGUUUGCUUACAUGCAGCAUCGUAUCGCAGUCUGACAUCAUUCGACUUUCCAUGUAUGUGCUAAUUUGUUGCAGCAGAUGCCCCUGCUGGCUCUCUCUCUCUUCGGAAACCCCAUGCUUUAUGUCAGGCUGUAGUUUCUUUUGUUCAUGUUUCAGCAGCACUAAUACGGGUCAUGGUUUGCAAAAAAUUUGCAGUCGUCUGUCUUUUUAGUGACAUAGAAAAUAUAUCAGGGAAAAUAAUGAUGUGUCUUCAAUGAUUGGAAGAAAUAGUCCAAUUAUUAAAGGACUUUUAUUACUUAUAGUGGUGUAGUUUUAGGAGAGGGAAAAUUCUGGUAUUGGAAAUAUGGUCGGCGAUUUAUUAGGGGUAAAUACAUCCUUCCUCUUUGGGAAUUUUAACCAAUUUGCAUCAACAUAAAAGAAACUACUUGUACUGACUCAGCAGUAUUGGUCGAAGGAUGUUAGUUAGGCUGCACUUAAAAGAAAUCACACAAGUUUGUGGCAACGAAUCACUGUUUGAUGUUAAGAGCCUCAAAGGAUGUAACUACUGCAAAACGUUUUUAGUGUAUUACAUUAAGGUAUGUUAGUCUCUCUUUGAAUUUCCUACAUGAUUUACUUUAUCACUCUUGGACGAUUUGUACUUUUUCCAGGCUGUUCAUGUAAAAACGCUCCUCUUCUUCUCCUCCAUCAUUGUGUCUUAUGAAAUUUUGAUUCGCCUGGUUUCCAGUUUGGCCUCCCUGCCCUUCUUGUUCGGUCUCCCGGGCUUCUUCACCAUGGAACUCUCUUAAUCCUUCCUUUUCUCUCCUUCCAGGUCCCCCAACCCCUGAUGACAUCCCCAUCAGGCCUGCUGGCCGCCGUAUCGUAGUGCCCCCUGGUGGUCGUUCCAACAUCACAUCCCUCAGUUAA
Molecule: messenger RNA, 47928 nt
Organism: Xyrichtys novacula (pearly razorfish)
Lineage: Eukaryota; Metazoa; Chordata; Actinopteri; Labriformes; Labridae
Source: the annotation of a GenBank genome assembly